AGGCAAGCUCAGCACUAUCAGCACUCAGCACUCUGGAGGCCAGUCUGCAGCCUGGGGCUCAGCUGCCACUGCAGUGUGACAUGAGAGUCCCCGUCCCUGAGCCCAGGCAGCUGCAUUGCUAGCAGCCAAGAGCCCAGCCUGGCCAGCCCACAGCUCCCUGCCACUGACACCCGCAGCCAGAGCCGUGCCAAUGGGCAACCUCCUCAACGGGGUCAGCUUCAAGGAGCCCACCACAGUUGAGGACUGCGAUUCCACCUGGGAGACGGACUCCGGGGGGGAGGAAGAGGAGGAAGCCGAGCAGGGAGAGCGAGCAGACGGCAAGCAGGAGGAGAAGGCGGAGAGCGGCGGUGCGGACAGUGCAGCUGAGGAGGGCACCGGGGAGCUGUCCGGCGUGGCAGAGGGGAAAGCUGGCCAAACGAGAGAGGGUACAGCGAGCCCAUUGGCAGAGCAGGUACAGCACUCAGUAUGUGCCACAUGGCACAGGCUGCCCUACACUCCUUCCUAAAACUCAUGAUGACAUGGGGGGCUUGGCUGGUCUGCACCCUCUAUGACAUGGGAGAUACAUGUUGUAACAUGCUGAGUGGUAACCUGUCAUUAUUAGUAGGAUAGAGCAUCAUUCUAUAAUGGAACACUCAGGGGCAUUGGUUAAAUCCAAAAUAGCGAUGUACUGCAUGGGAAAGGAUAUUGGGGUAAAAUAAGUAGCACUACAAAUCUUUCUCUCUCUCUCUCUCUCUCUCUCUCUCUCUCUCUCUCUCUCUAUUUAUCUUUCUCUUUGUAUCUAUUUGUCUGUCUAUCUAUCUUUGUGACUGCACACUUAUAAAUGAACUGCUAGUUAUAUAGUUUUCAAAGACAGGAAUUGUGUUCCUCAGACCUGGGUUUAGUUUCUUUGUUGUUUAGGAUGAAAGCUGGAUGUCAGUGCUUUAUCUCAAUGGUUUACAUGAUGGUUAUAAGUUGAAAUACUGCUCACGUUUAUUUCUUUACACUACUCAUGUAAUCCAUUGCCAGAAUUUCAAGGCUAUUGGCAUUGCUGUGGAUACAUUCUCUUAUUUAGGAGAACUAAACAGUGUUUAAUAAAUGUAGCUCGGUUAUAGUUAUUUGAACUCUGUCUAUGACUUGGGCUGGUUUUCGGACUCUGUGUAGAUGAUUCUGGUAAAUUGCAUCACAUGCAGAACUUACUCCUUCAAAUAGCUACAUGCAAACUUUAUUAAUUCAUCUUAUAAGGGAGUCUGAGGCUAUAAAUGUCAAUCUCAAAAGUGUUUUUAUCAGUUAAAUGUUUGUUCUGGGGUCGCUUUUUGACACAGCUGCUCAUUUUGAAUGCAUUGUGAGAAAUGCUUACUGAUUGGAAAUUAGAACAAGAAGCCACCAUUACUUCAAGUAGAUCACUCAUCUAGUACUAUAAUAGCCACUCCUAAGAAUGUUAAAAAAAAAAAUUCUUUAUUUUUCCUUUCUUUUUGUAUCUUAGGUUUAUAGAAAUUCUACCAAAGAUUCUAUUUAGAAUUCUGCUCUAAAUUCAUGUAAAUUAGUUGUUUUUGGUAUACUGAAAAUACUUACAGACCUAUAAUAGUGUAUGCUGUUUGAAAAAAACAAAAAACAACAAUAAAUAUGAUUUGUGUUAUGUGUGGUGGCAAAAUAGGAACAUUUUUCAAUAAAAUUGGAUAACAUAAUGGUGCUGGAUGACAAAAAAAAAACAAACAAAAAAAACCCAAAGAAUGUGGGUAUUUAUUGACAGCAAAUGAUUGCAAGUUUAAAUGGUGAUUUUGAAUUUGCAAAUGUAUGCCAAAUGCCAAAGUUUGGGUUUUAGCGAAGUUGAAUAUUUUUUUUCAAUACAGCUGUUUUUGACAAAUGUUGCAAAAUCUGUAUACUGUUCAUAGUUUACGUUAUUAUUCUUUUUUAUAUUAUUAUUAUUAUUAUUAUUUAUAAAGCGUCAACAAAUUCGGCUGCGCUUUACAGUAUAGAUGUGUAUAUAUAUGACAGAGUUUAGUUGUGUCUCUUUUCUGUUAAAGAUAUUACUAAAGCCCUUCUAAAAUUGAGACAUUCUGUUGAACCGUGUGGCCUUUCAUAACAUUACAUAAUGGAACUUGUAUCAGAAAAGAACAAACAUAUAUCAAAUUACAAAGCAGUAGAACCAAGUAUGAGGAUUGUAGAGACAUAUUAAAUACAAUAUCAUAGAAACUUACUAAAAAUUGUAAUCACUAAUGGAAAAAUAAUCAGCUUUGUUAUUAUAAAUUUAAUCAAGUUACCUGCGCUCUCUCCUUAAUCCCUAUGUAUUUUUAAACAAAUGGAGUUUUUUUAGUUACCUCCAAUGGCCAUGAGAGGAUAAGCCCACCUGCCAACAUCAAGGCAGACCCCCUCCCGGUGGGUCCUAACUCUAACCAUUCACCUUGCUUCCUUGAGCUGCUGGCAAAGAUCUUUAAUGAGACAGAAAGGGGUAUUUUUUAUAUACAUCCCUAUAUACUUAUUAACCCUUAAUAGGGAACACAUGGGAUGGGCGGCUGCAUUGUAACAAGGCUGAGUGAUACAAAAAAUGGAUACAAAUACAGAAAGAUAAGUCCUGCGCUCAUUCCCAUCACUGGGCGGCAGCAAUGACUACAGUACACAUCAGCCCCAAUAUAUAGUAAAAACCAAAGAAAAACAAGUUACCUGCACUCUCUCCUUAAUCCCUAUGUAUUUUUAAACAAAUGGAGUUUUUUUAGUUACCUCCAAUGGCCAUGAGAGGAUAAGCCCACCUGCCAACGUCAAGGCAGACCCCCCAGGUGGGUCCUAACUCUAACCAUUUUUGUGUUUUUCUUUGGUUUUUACUAUAUAUUGGGGCUGAUGUGUACUGUAGUCAUUGCUGCCGCCCAGUGAUGGGAGUGAGCGCAGGACUUUUCUUUCUGCAUUUGUAUCCAUUUUUUUGUAUCACUCAGCCUUGUUACAAUGCAGCCGCCCAUCCCAUGUGUUCCCUAUUAAGGGUUAAUAAUAUAUAGUGGUGUAUAUAAAAAAAACCUUUCUAUCUCAUUAGAGAUCUUUGCCAGAAGCUCAAGGAAGCAAGGUGAAUGAUUAGAGUUAGGAUUCAUCUGGGGGGGUCUGCCUUGACGUUGGCAGGUGGGCUUAUCCUCUCAUGGCCAUUGGAGGUAACUAAAAAACCUCCAUUUGUUUAAAAAUACAUAGGGUUUAAGGAGAGAGCGCAGGUAACUUGUUUUUCUUUGAUUUUUACUAUAUAUUGGGGCUGAUGUGUACUGUGGUCGUUGCUGCCACCCAGUGAUGGGAGUGAACGCAGGACUUAUCUUUCUGCAAUUAUAAAUUUAAUGUGUGUAUAUAUUUUUUUCUGCAUAUUUAAUUAUUGUUUGCAACGUUUUGUUGCGGUGGUACUCUUGAAAAGUUAAAAGGCUAUGCAUAACAAAGUAAUAUAAUUGAAGAAAAAAAGUCAAUCAAGUUCUAUUUUUGAGAGAAAUUGUAAGGAAUUUGAAACAGACAAUUUGGAAAAAUAUUCUAAAGGUAGUUAUGCUUUCUUUUCUGCUGUAUGGUCCAUAAUUUGAAAUUAAUAGUAACUGCAGCACAAGAUGCUGACCAACAAUCCAGACUGGAUCGAAUGAAUUGCAAAAUCAGUUUAUUCCUCCCAAACAACAAUUAAAAUAAAAAAAGUCAAGCAGUGCACAAAAUGGGGCACAAAGAGACAGAGAGGUGCUAACGCGUUUCAUGCCGACAAGGCACUUUCUUUGUCAGCCCGAAACAUAUACCAGUCUCUCUCUUUCUGUGACCCACUUUGUUAACAAUUUAGCCUUUUUCUAUUUUAAUUGUUGAUCGAAUAUAUUGAAUUUGCUAUUUAUUUGAUUGAGUUCAAAUAUCUGUUCUUCGGUUAGGACUCAGUGCUGCAGUUACUAUUGGUUUUCAGUGGGGGGUGGGUAGAACUACUUUUUUAAAUAUUGUGAACAAUGUCCAGAUUUUACAGUUCAAAUCCCCCUCUACACUACUGGACGGUUUUGCACGGACUCUCUUGCUAUCUUCGUCACGUUACUAUAUAUUGUAUAACUGACUUAAUUUUAACUGGUUUUAUCCUCUUUACCUAAUCUUCUAUUGACUUGACUCCAGGAUUAUUAACAUACUAAAAUCACUUAAUUGUACAGCGUUGAUCAUUGCAUUGCAGAAAGAAUGUCUGCAACAACCUAUGGUUGUUUCUGCAGAUUCUCCUUUCUAAAGGUUACAUUUCUUCUGUUUAUUUUACCAUUGACAAAGUAUUGAUAUUCCAGCCAUGGUAUGGUUUGGAUUAUAAAUAAUAAACUUUAUAAAUGGCAGUGUUGCAGCAGGAAAGGUUGUAAUAAAUAAUGCAAAUGUUAUAUCAAAGUUGCAGUGCUAUUUAAAAUCCUGCUAAACAUUGAAUAAUGACCAUGAUCGUUUUUUAGUUUGCUAAAUAUUUGAAGCAAUUCUUGGCAAUUCUUAGAUUUUUUGGGGGGGGCAAAAUUACUCAUUGAUCAACUUGAAUGAGAUCUGAAUUGGUGCUCAACUGAGCCCAUCCACAGAAUUCCACAAAUACUGCAUCAACGUGGGGGAGACUAGGGAUUGGAUUCUGUUUGCAGAGGAAGGGUUUACUUAUAUUGAAUUGCAAUUUUCACAUAGAUGUCAAUGGAGGAAUUGCUAUUAUUAGUAAGCAAUGUUAAGAGAAUCCAGACCAUUGUGUUGUCGUAAGUCUGUGACAACAUUUCAGUGAUGGAUUUAUGGAGGUAUGGAUUUUAUGGAGGUGUAGGGAUUAUUGUUAGAAAUUAUUGUGCAGAUAUGGACAAACUUCUGUCAUACGAGAUUGUGGAAGUUAGCUUCCUCUUGAUUAAUAGGAAUACUGUGUUAUUUAUUAAAUGGACACUACAGGCACCCAGACCACUUCAUCUCAUUGAAGUGAUCUGGGUGCAAUGUCCCAGUCCCCCUUAGUCUUGCAAUGUAAAUCAUUGCAAUUCUAGUGAAACUGCAAUAAUUGCAUUCGGUACUAGGACUUCCUUUAGUGACUGUCAAUCAGACAGCCACUAGAGGCACUUCCUGCUUGCUAGGUGACUUUUGCUUGCCUAACUGACGAUGGACGUCCUCGCGCUUUACAUGAGGACAUUCAGCAUAAGUUAAAUCUCCAUAGGAAAGCAUUGCAGUAAUGCUUUUCUACAGCGAGGGCCUAACGUGCUCACGGCACUCGCUGCAUGUGCGCAUUUGUCCCCGACCCCCUGUCUGAAGACGUCCAAGGACACAGAGUGUUGACCCAGUGCUAAGGGAGAUCAACACUGCAAUCAGGUUAUUACAGAAAGGGUUUAUUGACCCUUUCUGAGCUGGGAGGUGAGGGCGUAUGAGGGAGGGGGAUCCAGAGAGAAGUAUAGUGUAAAUUUUACAGCUUUGUAUUUCUUACUCUAUAGAAUCCCUAUUCCCUUCCAAUGCCGUGCAUAGGUGAGGGAAUGGGGUGUACGAUAUUAACCAGUCUUUCCUUGGUAGAUAUUAACAUUUUUCUUGCAACUCUUUGGAUGAAGACAUGGUUGAACAUUUGACCAUGUUCUUUCCAAGCUUAGAGAAUACCCUGGAACUAUUGAGGCGGGACACCACCACUAAAUACCAUGUCCACUGAGUAUUCAGAUGUUUCGGUUUUGUAUUUUGUGUCCCCAAUGUGUAUUCACAUGAUUUUCCCUUGUUGAAUGUGGUUCCCCAUUUAUCUUUAUGUUAUUGUAAAGGAUUUGCAUGUUUUACCUGCUCCGGGGACCACCCCAACACCUCGUUUAAAAUGUAUACUUAGAACGUUCACACCUCGCUUGGUGUGAAAACCGCAAGGGAAACAGUGGCGCGUGCUUCCCCUGGGUAGCCACGGUUCGUAUCCCCGAAUGCCACCCAGAGGCAGCAUUCAUGGCUCCCAGUAAAGCGCUCUGUGUUGGCGUAUACACUGGAGAGAGGGAUGCUCACCAGCAGGGAAUCUCUGGAACCUUGAGUCAGUCUCACAGCCACAGAGUCCCGCUGGCCACAUGGAAUUCCGUGCCGACCAAUGGGAGAAGGUGCGCCCAUUCAAACUGGGUUCGCGACAUUCUCCUGGUUGGUCAGUGCGAGUGAGUGCUGUUUGGUCGCUGCGGGGCGCAGACGACCAAUCAGAGAAGCAGUGUCCAUUUAAACUGGGUUUUGCACCCCUUCUCCUGAUUGGGCGGUGGAACCCCCUCCUUCCCGAGCGCCAAUUGGUGCAACCGAGUUUCACGCCCUUUCUUCUGAUUGGGCAGCGAAACCCCUUUCCUCCCCAAGCACUGAUUGGUGCAGCCAAGUUUCGCACUUUUUCUUUGGAUAGGGCGGCGAAACUCCUUUCCUUCCCCGAACACUGACUGGCGCGAUUUGGUUUGCACCCUUUCAGCUGAUUGGUUGUUCCUUAGUUUAGGAGCGAAAUUUGAAUUAACCAAGCAACGCCAUGGAACUAAUUUCAGGGAAGUACAGAGCCUCGAGCCCCAGACUUUCAACGCUGAUAUCUCGGGCAUCCGAGCGACCAGCUUUUUGCAGGGAUCCCAGAUGGGACCUGGGGCGCCGAACCUCAAAGUGUACCCCCCUGAAUAUAAUGUGUUUUGAUGUGUAUCCCUGUGUACUGUUGGUAUCUCCCAGGACGGGAGAUGGCUAUCUGUAACCCAGCCCCCUCCUGCCUGGGACUAAGGGAAGUGUAUUGUGUUGAAUGGAGACCCCCUGCAUAAAAGAAACCUGUUUCAAUAAAGUUGUUUUUUUCAGUAUUUUAACCUCCAAAACUGUGUGUUGUCCUGUUAUUGGAGGGAAGGAAGUCUGCUGUUCCAGCUUGCAGGGGAUGCAAUGGGGAAAAGUCCUUGUAAGGAUUAAGAGCUUCCAGGGCUGAGUGUCGUCUCCACAUGGAGUGCAUAGAGCUAAGUCCCCUAACCAUGUAAGAGUUCCUGAUCGGCUGAAGAAAGGGAACUAGCGGGAGCAACCGGUCAGGUUAUCGAGGCGUCCCGUUACAACUAUAUUUCAGAGCCCAGCAGAAAAGAGAUCUUAUCAGCUCUGUUAAUUAACUCCUCACUUGGAGUACACGGGCCAUAAUGAUGGGCGUUGUCUGGUUAAAUGAGGGGAUGGACCCAAAGUUAAUUAAAUAAAGAACACAUGUACUUUCUUAUUUAAACUUUUACUACUGAGACUGUUUGCAGUUGUGUGCUUAGUGUAUAACUGACUGAGUGAAAAUCCUUUAAAAUGGAAUAAUGAAUGCAAACAUUGGCUAAGCAUUUUUAAAAGUGGCUUUGUCACCUUAACCCCUUUUUUUUAUUAUUAUUUGAUCUAUAUAUUCAUUUGACACUCUUUUUUUUAACCCAUUGUGGGUUUUUUUUCUUUCUUUUUAUGAAGUUAGAAAUAAGGAAAAGUUGGGACAACGUUUUGUUAUGUAUAAUUAUUGAGUUGGCAAAACAUGAAAUGGCGUAACUUCAGUUAAACGCCACUUUCUUUGUCUAGUCUGUCAGAGAUACUCACCUCCUCACAGUGUCCUUUCUUGAUGUGAUGUCAUUGAGCUAUGAACAAUACAAUACACAGCCUCUAAUAAAAAAAAAAGUUUACAUUUUUACAGCACAGUUUGUACUUUAAUCACACACAGGAGGCUGCUACUGGCCCUAGUAGGCAUUUAACAGAGCAGAAGAUAAGAAGGUAUAAAUUAAAUAGUGUGCAAUAAGGAAAUAUUUUUGUAUUUUUAUUUACGUUCCCCCAUAUAUAUUAUUAUUUGUUUUUGAGGUGAUUUGUUUCAAAUUUUUUCAUAUUUUUACUCAUAAUAAUUGAUACACAUCUAGUGCAAUUAAAUAAACAAGAACUCAAAAUAGAUUCAUAUAUCAGUUCUGAUUGUUAAAUGCCUGAUAUGUCUUGGAUCUAAAGUAAUGUUUGGUAGUUAACUUUGAGCUUAUACAAACUCCCACACUAAUGCUAAACCAACCAUACCCCUUAACCAAUUAUUAAACUAACUCUAAACUACCCUAAACUUACCCUUAGACUUAAACCUACACUAUCCUUAACCUUAAAACAACAUUAACUAAAAACUAGCAUUAUCCCUUACCUUCCCCUAACACUAACUAUAACCCUAUAGCUAACCUUACCCUAACACUAACUCUUGCUCUAAAUCUAACCUUAAUUCUACUCUAACCACACCCCUAACAGUAGCCCCAAUGAAACCCUGUGCUAAUAUAAAUUCUGAUAUCACAAGAUGGUUUUCCUAGUUAAAACAGUAGAUAGCCAUGUACUGGCUGUUUUCAUGAAAGGCAAACUUCCAGGGUACACCUCCAGGGUACACCUGUGGGUCCCUGGUGUGAGCGAGAUUUAACCCUGUUCACAACAAAACCGCAGAGUGUUCCAUGCCGUCCUAAAGGUAUUAAAGCCCACUUUGUCUAGAAUGGCAUGUAAGUUUUGUAAUAACACUUUUAAUUUUUGGUUUGCAGUGAAUUUUGUCUUAAUUACUCUAAUAAAGUUAAACUGUUUGUUUUUGAAUGUCUGUGGGGGUCCUCCAUUCUUUCUUCCCCUGUGUGUUUUAGAGAACAUUAUGUGGCUAAUUUCUAUAUGCUUUUAUUGUGGACAGCAAGUGGUGGAGAAGACAUGAGCUGUCCUUAGGAAUGAAAGCUUUUCCACACUUUCCAGUGCAACAAUUAAUGUGAGGAGAAAUAAAUUAACUUUAUUGAGAAAGACACCAGUUUGGUAAGCCAUGAGAUGUUGCAGACGGACACAGGUGCACGUAAUCUUAAGCUGACUGUAUCACUGUAGCCGAACCGACAAUACCACAAUCUAUUGGUAAAGUUCCCAGUGACCCAUGGUUCUGGUAGGCUGACAUUGAGGCCAACCACCAACCACCUGCUGCCCAGAGGCAGUAGCCUAGGUGUCUCUGAAGGGAAUCUGGCCCAGAGCAAAUACCUUCACUUUUUGAGAAAACUGGGAUGGGAGAAUAAUAUACUAGUAAAUUAGGUUUAUUCACUAGACUUGAAUUGUAGCAAAGUAUUAUCCAAAUUACACAUUUGAGGCUAAAAUAGCUGAUUUAGAAAUUUCUCUUAAAUCAUUUAUAGUCAUAACUUCCCUAUUUCAUCCUACAUUUUGCAAUUCAGAUAGAAAUUGGUACAAAUGGAAAUGUCAGAGAUAGGCCUGAAUAAUGAUUGUGCUAAAUAUUAAAGGAAAAUGAAGGAAACCACAAAAGAGAAAAUAGUGACCCCCUUGCAAGAUCCAACACUGGAACUCAGAAUUUCCAAUGCAACUGAACUGCACUUAAUCAAGCUUUCCCAUAGACUUGUGAACUAUGACCAUCAGCUUAUUCACUAAUAGGUCCUCUUCUAUAUUAGCCUUCACCGCUUGCAAUUUAGUAACCUGAACCUUUACCCAACCACCCAAAACAUGUUAUGUUAAGAAUAUUUGAAUCGUGAUUUACUUCUAUAAUUUCAGGAUUCUUGGAAACAAAUUAAGCUCCUUUCAUUGUACAUCUGGGAGGCUUCCAUACUGUGGACAAGCAUGAAAACAUCCGUUAUCAGAGCAGCAUUGGGAGCACUUUCAAGAGAACUCCCAAUGCGAUGCACAUGCUUAUGAACAAUGAUACAACCGGUUGAUCACUGUUCAUUGAGUGAACCAGUGAUGUCACAGGUAACACACUAAGGCUAAAGACAGCUUUUGUAAAAGAAGCCCUAAGAUACUACGAAUUCAAGAGUGUUUUUUUUUGUUUCUUUUUUAAAUCCUUUAUUCAGGGUGCAGAAUGCCAACAGGUCCAGUGAAGCAAAUCAUAAAAUCUUUCAUCCCUGGAGAAAGAAAUGUGGUUUACUGCUACUUUAACCUUUCAAAUAACAGUUAAAAAUAGAGAGUGCCAUGUACAAUAUAGUGAUUUCAGCAUUUAAGAGAUUAUGUGAAGUGUUCAAGGAUAAGUGCGAUCAGUUAAACUCUCACAGCAAUUUUUCAGAUUUAACGGAUAAGUGGCAUGCUUUCUGUUAUGCUUUAACAUGUAACAGUCAUUCCAUAUCUACUUUUUAGAAAAAUAAACUAAGCUUUGUAGAAACUAAGUCUCCUGACCUUAGGGCUAUGUAUACUAUUAUUUUUACAAAUUUGUUUUCUGAAGUGACUUAUAAUAUUUGUUAUUGUGAUUGCAAGCUACAUGUUUAAGUAAAUACUUGUAGAUUAAAAUCUUUUAUGACCUUUAUGAAGAUCAUCAGUUACCAAAACCUGAACAUCUAAUUGUAAACUCAUGGACAUUAUUCCCGAGUUGUCUCUGCCCUGAGAACGUUUUCCACUGAGUGAUAGGACUUUGCUGGAGAUUGCCACAAAAACAUUAGGUAGGUUGAUUGAAUAGGUUCACACCAAUUUUGACAAACCAUUUCUAUAUGGACCUCUAAAUGCAAAAAAAAGCGAUUGCCGUGUCAAAAUAUAAGUGCUGAUCUCCAAAUUCUUAGAGUUAGAAGUAUUGUUUAUAAUGUCACAAUGUGCUGUAGACUAACUGACUAUAGAAAUUCAUUUACAUGAAUUCCCAACGAUCAGUUCUUUUGAGCAUAUUGCUUUCAGAGGAAGUUGGUAACCUGAUUGUGACUGUAGCAGCAAGGAUAGCUUUAUUAUUCUCAACACCAUUAAAGGAUUACUCCUCCAGUCGUUUUUUUGUUACUGAGCCAUUAUUGCUCCUGUGUGUUCAGACUUAGCAAUAAUAACACUUACAGAGUUAUUCAUUAAAGUGAGACUUGCAGGGAAUUAAAGGUAAAUUCAGUUGUAAAGUGACACUACACUGCCCAAAUACAAAAAAACUAAAUCAAUAUUUAAUAGAAAUAUUUAUUUAAUAGAAACCCAAAAUUAAAAUGCAUGUAUUUAAUUAUGCAUUUUUUCACUAUGAGUCUACCUAAAAACAGCUGACAAAAGCUGCAGAUCUCUUUUCUACUGCCUUAGCAAGCCCUUCCCUUCUAACCCCGCCCAGACUUUCUGUAGCUGUCCAAUCACAGACUUUGCAAUGCAGCUCAGUGACAAUUCUUUGCAAGUCGGUGUUCUGGGCAAUUGCUUACCUAUUGCAGCUCUACUGAGCUAACCAAACCAGGAAAUAACAGGACCGGUUGUCUGAUUCACAGCCAAGGAGUGUAACAAAGUUAUUUAAUAAAAGUGCCCAUUUCUAUUGAAAUGUAUACUUUUAAAUAUGAUUCACUGUUGGCACUUACAGGGUUAUUACUAAAGUGAGAAUUCUAAGUGUAUUUCAAAUCUAAAGCCAGAGCAGCUGAAUAGAAAACAUAACUGACUGAUUUUUCCUGUUUGGCUAUACUCACCUAAAAUGUGAAGUUCUCCCUGAAUUCACCUUGAAUUUUAACUUUAGUGAAUAACCCUGAUACAGCGUUUCAGCAAACUAAAGUGCUGUAGGGGUCUGGAGUGUUUCUUUAAUGACAAAGUAUUAAAUUCUCAUUUUAGUGAAUAAGCCUGUUACUAUUUAUCAAGGAGACAGCCCACUGAGGCCUGACAAGGGUGAAUGGAGGCGGCCCGCUGAAGGAGAAUGCGGUCAUCAAGGAGGGGAGCAUAGAGGCAGGCCACUGCGGGGCAAUAUGGGCAGGGAGGGAGAUGUUAUCUUCCUGUUCCCCUUGUUCUGCUCCCUUGCGCACCCUGCAGUGAUGCUGAGUGCCAGGAUAUGACCUGGGAUAUCACUCUGGUCAAACAACGCUUCAGCUCUCCCAAAGAUAGAGAGGUUCUUUGGACGUAAAUUGAAAUAAUAUAAAAAAAAUAAUGUGAGCGUCUGAGAAAAUGUGUGCAUGUGUCAGGUAUCAGUGUGAAUGUGAGUGUGUGUGUGUGUCAGUGAGUACGUGUGUGUCAAAUCAGCGAGUGUGUUUCUGUCAGUGAAUGUUUGUGUCUUUCUGUCAGUCAAUGAGUGUGAGUAUGUAUUUCUGUCAGUUAGUGUCUGUUUAGGUGAUUGGCUCCCAUCCGAUUGCAUGGGAAAGGUGUGUUUACUCGCCCUUUUUCACAGGCCUUGCCAUGGCUGGCUUAAUCUCCAAUCUUGAUAAUCUCAGCCAAGCCAAUGCUUUUCCAUAGCAAAGCAUUGGGAGGCUAUUGCGCAUGUGCGAAUCAUCAUUUCCUCAUAGAGAUGCAUUGAAUCAAUGCCUCUCAAUAGGGAACAUUCAGCACCUCCAUGCAGAGCAACUAGGAAUCACGUCUAGUGGCCGUCUGAGUGACUGUCACUAGAAGUGUUAUUAGGUAGCAAUGUCUUGUUUACAUUGAAAAGCUUGCAGAGACAGGAUAUAGACACUAGAACCACUACAUUAAGCUGUAAUGGUACUGGUGACUACAGUGUCCCUUUAAGAAUUAUUGUUUUUUCAUUGAAAAUUAAGCUUUGUUUUUAAAAAAAAACUUUUUUAAGAUGACUCCUAGAUUUCAAGUAAUUUGUCAAGACCUGCCUAACGCUAUAGUGUUCCUUUAACGGUUUUCUACUUUAAGUUGCCAGCAGUCUGCUCUAAUCAGCUGUGCUCCAUAGCGCUCAUUGCUGAUGUCACAAGCUGUGAUAUCAACCCAGAAAAAUGCAUUUUCCUCAAACUAAAAAAUAAGCACCAGUAACAUAAUGCUCAUUCAUUUAACUUUGUGUCACUACUUUAGCAUAUAUAUUCAUGUCUCUUAUAUAUUUAUUUAUAUGAAUGCCAAUAAUAAUAAUAAUCAUAAUAAUCAUUUAUGGGUCACCAGCUCUAAGCUUGUUAAAUGAUAUAUUAUAGCAGACUUUUGGCUCUUUUUUAACUAUUUCAUAAUUUUAAACUAAACUAAAGCAAUUUAAAUGUAUGUAGUAUAUUAAAAAUAUGCAAUAUCUACGAGGUGUAAAAAAAUAAAAAUGCAGUUUCGAGGAUGAAAAGAUCCAAUCUCAGCCUUAUGGUACCUGUAUGGAAAUGAAACUCUGGGUGCCAUAAAUCCAUAGAUUUACAUUAAAGAUAUAGAAAACUAUUUUUUAUUCCUUAAUGGUAAAGAUUUUGUUCCUCGCUGUGUUUUAUCACAUUAAAGCAAUCAUGCGUGUAAGGGCACAAUAUAUAAAUCUAACAAAGUGAUGUUAUGUUAGAAAUAUGUACUAAUAAAUAUAUGUUUCUUUGCUUCUAUCUAUUCCUCUGACUAUGACCAAACAUAAAACUACAUAAAUUGUGUGAGUAAAAGGUUUACCUGAUCCAUAAAUUUUACACAUAAAAGGGGAUUUUAAGUCUAAAAAUCACUGCUGCCAUUGACAUGAAUCACUAUUGCUGUAUUAUAUGAUGUUAGUAUAUCUGUUCAAUAUUUCAGUGGCACUGUGAUUUUUAUAUAUAUAUAUUUUAUGUAUAGCAUGUAGUGGUUAUUUGCUAUAUAUAGCAUGUACUGAUUUGCACAUAACAACAUGACAAUGCAUACAUUUUAGAUAUUUGUUAUUUAAAAUGUUAUGCUCUAAUUAUUUUUCAGAUUAAACAAUGUUUGUGGUAAGCAGCAUGAAAACUUUGCAUCAUUAUAAAUAUUAUGUUGUAGAGCAGAAUUAUAAAAGUACUGGCCCGGGGCCAUUUUAAACCCCUUUAUAUUUUCAUUUAGCCCUUCCGAUACCUGUCCCCAAAUAUAGAAGUAUAGCUGAGUCCCAGGCAUAUCUCUCUAUGACCUGGAUCACUGGUGGCUUGGUGCUCAUCAGGUUCAUGUUCAUGCCAAUAUUUGUUGUGAAUGAGGAAGCUGGGAUGCACUGUUUGCCUGUGCCGUUUGCUCAUGUCAGUCUCAUUAGCAAAGUUCUGACAUUUGGCAGUCAUGUACCAGAACUUGUGAUUAGUGAUGAGGUUGGCUGGGGCACACACCACAGUGAUCGGUCACCAAUGUCAGCACUAUUACAUGUUCUGGGAGGGAGCAUAUAUUAUGUGUGUAUAUGUCUAUGCGAUUGUGUAGGGUUGUGUGUCUUUGGGAGUGUGUAGCUUUGUCUAUCUGCAUCUAAGGGCGUCUGUGAGUAAGGAUUUGUAUGUGUCUAUGUGUAAGAGAGUACGAAUUUUUGCACAAAUUCUGUCAGUACAAAUCUGCUGCACCCAUUGGAGACAAUGAAUAGGCAAGUAUCCAAUAAUUAAACUGACUCUGUGCAUAAUGUGUGUAUGUGUGUGCCUCCCUCUGGAAAGAGGCGAGCAGUAGUCUUAUCCUUGUGCUGUUGACAGAUCUGCAGAUCACAAGUAUUUAAUCUGACAGCCGCCCGGGUAUGGGGAGAGCUAGGAUGUUUUCCUUUAAACAGUUUCCUAAAAUGGUUGUUGUUAUAUAUUUUCCUUCUGUGUACAGCAAUAAAGGUUUUUUUUACUUUGUUGUAUAACGUCAUUCAACACUAUUGUGUCAGUUUACCCGACCCAAUACAAAAUGUUUCAGAACUUCUUAUACCCUAUAAUUUUACAUAAAUGCCUCACCAACAUCUCUAUAAACAUUGUUCUCAUUCACAUGGUGCCAUUUUAUAGGGUUUCCAGGUGUUGUCCGAGGGUCGCCAUACAUUAUCCCACCAAUCAGCAGCAGACCCUCCCUCCCAGACCCUCCCACCUCCUGGACAGCAUCCAUUUUGAAGCUGCAUUAUUAGUGAGCGGUCCAGGAGGUGGGAGGGUCUGGGAGGGAGGGUCUGCUGCUGAUUGGCUGGAAUGUGUCUGCUGACUGGAGUCCGUGGCGAACCGUUCGCAAACCGUUCGGCGAAUCGUUCGGGACAUCACUAGUCACCACCUUCCCCAUCAUUCUUGCCCAUGUAGUAUGCAGUCCUUCCUAAUAAUAAGUUAUGAAAAUCAGCAUCAUUGAUCAUGUAAACCUAAACUCAAAGUCUUAAACCUCCCACACCUAAUAAUAAUGUAUUACAUAUUUGAAAAGUUUUGCUUUAUUUUUUGUUUCUUUUUCCUCCUGGUGUAUUUUUCAACUAAGGCAGAGUCAAAGUCAAGAGUUCUUAUAAGUGGGUGAUGCAGAGUUUGCCUCCACAAACUAGUUGGAUUGCCUCCACAUACAAUAUCACCCCAUAGUCUAAUUACAAUUCAGAUACUAAAAAAGGACAAGUGAAUAUAAAGGCACCAAUAACACUUGUCCUCUGAUUAAAUGUAUAGGACGUAACACAAUAUUUUAGAAAAAAGCAGCAACCUAAACAGUUUUUAACUCAUAAAAACACACAAUAAAUACAAGAAAUCUAUAUAGGUGCGCUGUGCCUUUAAGACAAAAUUAUUUUAAAGUGCAACAAGUGAUUUAAUGUGCAAAAAUUUGAUUUGCAUUAUAGUGCAUGAAAUUUCUUAACGCAUAUAUAGUGCACAUAUGUGUAAAAACUGUGAUAAAAAUACACAAAGCACUCACUUAAAAUGCAUAUGUUGUUCAUCUCCAUGUAUCAUAAAAAAGGAGGAAACAAAAUACAAAUAGUGUAAAUCUAUAUAACAAAAAGUAAAAAUAUAAUAGAUAAAAUGCACACUCACACGCAUCACUUUUAGAGGAGCACCACAUUUUAAAUGUAUUUUAACUUUUAACCACCCCAAAAAAGAAAUCCCAAGAACAUUUUUAGAUGAUACCAUAUAGCAGCUUCAUCCAAAAUUCCCCUUUUUAUACAGUACAGUUCAGGUACCAACAGUAAAAAGCCAUCUUUUUUCACCAAGGUAACUGUGUUGCUGCAAUCAAAGACUUCCGGGGGGCGGAGUUACAAGUCUGCAGGCGUACGAUGCUUACAAACAUGCGUUCGUGCGUGGUCGAGUGUGAUGAAGCAUUUCGCCAUAUUCCCGGCUUCUUCAGAUCUGCCCACUCUUGCCUGUCAUAGUCUUUUAUGCACAUCCUUAUGGGCAUGUUUAACUUCCCUCCGUUCCAAUCAUGUAAUUGGGAAAGCGUCCAUAUGAGAAUCAUUGUAAUCUCUCUAAAGUGCAAGCAUACUAAAUACAUCUUUAUUAAACAUAUACAUAGCAAUUAAAAGCUUAAAAAGAAUAUAAUAUAAAUGUAUUCAUAUGGAAAUAAUUAAAAUCUCUUCUAAAUAAAUCACAUCUUAAAGGAACAAUAUAACAAUAUAAACCCCCCAAAAUAUACAAUGCAUAUAAAAAAUGUAUACUUAUAUUGAACAUAUUUAAAAUUAUAUAUAUAUAUAUAUGUGUGUGUGUGUGUGUGUGUGUGUGUGUGUGUGUGUGUGUAUAUAUAUAUAUGUAUAUAUAUAUAAAAUAUAUAUACAUAUAAAAAGACAAACUGCUAUAAAAAGAGAAAGUGAAAAAAAAUUAUAAAUACCUCACAUAUUUAAAUAGUCCAAUAUCAAUAAUUUACUCAUAAAAGAUCAUAAAAAGUUUAAAAAAACAACAACAAAUUCUAUAUAUAAUCUCUUUGGUUCUAAAGUUUUAAGCCUAUAUACCCAUUGCAUCUCUUUUUUUACCAAUAUCUAUAAUAUGAUUUCCUCCAAGCCAUGACUUUUUUUACUAUUUCAAUUCCCAAGAAUGUAAGGCCUCUUGGGUCUUUAUUGUGGUAUUUUUUUAAAUGUGCAGAGACACUAUGUUGUUCAUAUCCUUUGGUAAUAUUAUUCACAUGUUCAUAUAUUUGCUUAUGUAGGGGACUAAUUGUCUGUCCAACAUAUUGAAGUCCGCAUGGACAUAUUAACAAAUAAAUUAAAUUGUUACUAAAACGUGAUAAAAUCCUUUAAAAAAAAUAUAUAUCGCUAAAUUUAGUUUUGAAUUGAUUUAUACCUUUAAGAGUUAAAUUUUUACUACAUUUGCAUCCUGCACAUUUAUUACAUGAAUAAAAGCCUUUCUUGUCAUCUAAAAAUGUUGUUGGGAUUUCUUUUUUGGGGUGGUUAAAAGUUAAAAUAGGAUUCAAAUGUGGUGCGCCUCUAAAAGUGAUGAGUGUGAGUGUGCAUUUUAUCUAUUAUAUUUUUGGUUUCUGUUAUUUAGAUUUACACUGUUUGUAUUUCUUUUCCUCCUUUUUUUAUGAUACAUGGAGAUGACCAACAUAUGCAUUUUAAGUGGGUACUUUAUGUAUUUUUAUCAGUUUACACAUAUGUGCACAAUACAUGUGUUAAGAAAUGUUAUGCACUACAAUGCAAAUCACAUUUUUACACAUUAAAUCACUUGUUGCACUUUAAAAUAAUUUUGUCUUAAAGGCACAGCGCACCUAUGUAGAUUUCUUGUAAUUACAAUUCGGUGCUGAGAAUUUGGUGUUUAACACAGUAAUAUAUAAUUGAGACUUUAAUGGUGUUAAACAAAUUAAUGCUAUUUGGAGAACUUUUUGAUAUUAUGUCUUCAAACAAUAAGAAAUAUUCAUCUAUUCCUUUAAAUGGUACUGAAAACAAAAAAAUAAGCAGUUUUUUAUACUUUGAAUUGCGUUUGGAGAAUGAAUAAAGUGUGUGGAUUAUAUAUAGGAAUAUUUUAAUCAUAAUUUACACAGGUAUUGCUAUAUAAACUAUAUCCAAUGGAUGUAUUUGUCACACUUUAAUGUCAUAUAGUGGCAUAACUAUAGAUAGUGGAAAGACAAUGCUCACCUAGCAGACAUGCCACUUUGAACUUCCUAUUCAAUCUAAUUUGCAUAUUCCGGAGAGAUUCUCUUUCUACGUUAAGCAGCUUAUAUAGUGAAUCCUGGGUUAAAGGAAAAGCAAAAUCAGUAGACCAACUUAAUGACAUCUGCUCUGUUUUUGAGCUUAUGGUUUUAAGCUUUGGCAUGGACUUUACAAAAUUGGCAGAGGUUUGAAAGCAAACAAGUGAUACAUUUAUAAUGAAUUUAUAAUAAAUAAUACACAAUAGCAUCCCCAGCAACUUUUAAGACAAAUCUUAUGAUCACACUAUUUCAGAAGAACACUAUGAAGUUUGUUUCCUAAUCUCUAUAAUUUUAGAUAAGAAAUUUGGGCAUGUUUAAUUUAUAAUUCACAUAUCACUAUCUCAUGUGUAAGGGACGCAUUGUGUGUUUCUGUGUAUUUGUGUAAGGGACGCAUUGUGUGUUUCUGUGUAUUUGUGUAAGGGAUGCAUUGUGUGUUUCUUUGUUUGUGUAAGGGAUGCCUUGUAUGUUUGUGUGUUUGUAGUGUGUAAGUGAUGCAUUGUAUGUUUCCGUGUGUAUAGAGUGUAAGAAAUGACUUGUGUUUCUGUGUGUAGUAUGUUACGGGUGCAUUGUGUGUUUCUCUGUGUGUAAGGGAUGCAUUGUGUGUUUUGUGUGUGUGUACGUGUCAUGGAUGUAAUGUGUUUGUGUUUAAGGGAUGCAGUGUGUGUGUGUGUUUGUUAGGGAUGCAUUGUGUGUUGUGGUGUUUUUUCUGAUGCAUUGUGUGUGUGAGGGAUACUUUGUGUUUGUGAGAGGGAGGCUUAGAGGAAUGUAAGAUAUGGGUGUGUAGGAAUGAGAGCACUAGCCACCAGAGGUGAAGCCUUCUGCUUCCCACAUACUGUGCAAUUCAGCAAUGACCCAGGUAGACCCAAGUGUGUGUGUAAAGGGCUCUAGCCACUGUGGAUAUAGUGCCCAGGCUCACCUGGCUCUUAAAUGUGUAGAAGUGUUACACUUCUGAUGGCUACCCUGAUUGCCCUUUUACUCCUCUAACUGGAGUACCAUAAUGCCUCAAGUACUCUCCUGUUUCAAUAAAUACAGGGAGUGCAGAAUUAUUAGGCAAAUGAGUAUUUUGACCACAUCAUCCUCUUUAUGCAUGUUGUCUAACUCCAAGCUGUAUAGGCUUGAAAGCCUACUACCAAUUAAGCAUAUUAGGUGAUGUGCAUCACUGUAAUGAGAAGGGGUGUGGUCUAAUGACAUCAACAACCUAUAUCAGGUGUGCAUAAUUAUUAGGCAACUUCCUUUCCUUUGGCAAAAUGGGUAAAAAGAAGGACUUGACAGGCUCAGAAAAGUCAAAAAUAGUGAGAUAUCUUGCAGAGGGAUGCAGCACUCUUAAAAUUGCAAAGCUUCUGAAGCGUGAUCAUCGAACAAUCAAGCGUUUCAUUCAAAAUAGUCAACAGGGUCGCAAGAAGCGUGUGGAAAAACCAAGGCGCAAAAUAACUGCCCAUGAACUGAGAAAAGUCAAGCGUGCAGCUGCCACGAUGCCACUUGCCACCAGUUUGGCCAUAUUUCAGAGCUGCAACAUCACUGGAGUGCCCAAAAGCACAAGGUGUGCAAUACUCAGAGACAUGGCCAAGGUAAGAAAGGCUGAAAGACGACCACCACUGAACAAGACACACAAGCUGAAACGUCAAGACUGGGCCAAGAAAUAUCUCAAGACUGAUUUUUCUAAGGUUUUAUGCACUGAUGAAAUGAGAGUGAGUCUUGAUGGGCCAGAUGGAUGGGCCCGUGGCUGGAUUGGUAAAGGGCAGAGAGCUCCAGUCCGACUCAGACGCCAGCAAGGUGGAGGUGGAGUACUGGUUUGGGCUGGUAUCAUCAAAGAUGAGCUUGUGGGGCCUUUUCGGGUUGAGGAUGGAGUCAAGCUCAACUCCCAGUCCUACUGCCAGUUCCUGGAAGACACCUUCUUCAAGCAGUGGUACAGGAAGAAGUCUGCAUCCUUCAAGAAAAACAUGAUUUUCAUGCAGGACAAUGCUCCAUCACACGCGUCCAAGUACUCCACAGCGUGGCUGGCAAGAAAGGGUAUAAAAGAAGAAAAUCUAAUGACAUGGCCUCCUUGUUCACCUGAUCUGAACCCCAUUGAGAACCUGUGGUCCAUCAUCAAAUGUGAGAUUUACAAGGAGGGAAAACAGUACACCUCUCUGAACAGUGUCUGGGAGGCUGUGGUUGCUGCUGCACGCAAUGUUGAUGGUGAACAGAUCAAAACACUGACAGAAUCCAUGGAUGGCAGGCUUUUGAGUGUCCUUGCAAAGAAAGGUGGCUAUAUUGGUCACUGAUUUGUUUUUGUUUUGUUUUGAAUGUCAGAAAUGUAUAUUUGUGAAUGUUGAGAUGUUAUAUUGGUUUCACUGGUAAUAAUAAAUAAUUGAAAUGGGUAUAUAUUUGUUUUUUGUUAAGUUGCCUAAUAAUUAUGCACAGUAAUAGUCACCUGCACACACAGAUAUCCCCCUAACAUAGCUAUAACUAAAAACAAACUAAAAACUACUUCCAAAAAUAUUCAGCUUUGAUAUUAAUGAGUUUUUUGGGUUCAUUGAGAACAUGGUUGUUGUUCAAUAAUAAAAUUAAUCCUCAAAAAUACAACUUGCCUAAUAAUUCUGCACUCCCUGUAAAUCAAUAAAUACUGUAUGUAACAUCUUCUUACCUGUGUUUUACAUGGAUUAAAAAUACUUGAGUUUGUCUAUCAUUGUCAGUAAUUGUUAGUGGCAGAAAUACAGAAGGGCUCAACUAGUUACCUCAUGAAAAAAACAAGAAGCUUUUGAACCAUACAUAUCACAAAAAAAAAGUCUCUAAGCAAUAUCAAUUUAAAAAGGAUAAGCUGAUAACAUGAAAAAUACAUAUAUAUUAUACAGUCAGGGCCAGACUGGCCCACCGGGAUACCGGGAAAUUUCCCGGUGGGCCGUCGGCACCUGGGGCCGAGGAGGCAGCUGGCUCACCUGCGGCUGCAGAGGGAGCUCUUUUGGCGGCCGCAGGGGGAACUGGCUGUUCUGUCUCUGCUCCCCCUCCCCAUCGCGCCGCUUAAUGAGACCGGUGCUGGAAUAUGACGUCAUAUUCCGGCUUCGGUCUCUUUGUAGCGCGCUGGGGCGAGGGAGCAGAGACAGAACAGCUAGCUCCCCCUGCGGCCGCCAGAAGAGCCAGCUCCCCCAUGCCGCCGCCAGAAGAGUUCCCCAUUCAAGCACACAGGUAGCAAUUAUGUGUGUCAGUGUGAGUGUAUGUGUGUCUGUGUCAUGUGUGUGUGUGUGUCUGUCAUGGUGUGUCUGUAUGUGUCAUGGUGUGUGUGUGUGUCUGUGUCAUGGUGUGUGUGUCUGUGUCAUGGUGUGUGUGUGUGUCUGUGUCAUGGUGUGUGUGUGUGUCUGUGUCUGUAUGUGUCAUGCAAUGUGUGUCUGUAUCAUUGUGUGUGUCUGUCUGUGUCAUGGUGUGUGUCUCUGUCUGUCAUGGUGUGUGCGUCUGUCUGUGUCAUGCAAUGUGUGUCUGUGUUAUUGUGUGUGUGUCUGUGUCACGGUCUGUCUGUGUCAUGGUGUGUGUGUGCUUGUCGUGGUGUGUGUGUGUCUGUCUGUGUCAUGUAAUGAGUGUCUGUCUGUGUCAUGGUGUGUGUGUGUGUCUGUCACGAUCUCUCUGUGUCGUGGUGUGUAUGUCUGUGUGUCAUGGUGUGUGUGUCUGUUUGUGUCACGAUGUGUGUGUCUGUGUCACGGUCUGUCUGUGUUAUGGUGUGUGUGUCUGUCAUGGUAUGUGUGUGUGUCUGUCAUGGUAUGUGUGUGUCUCUGUCAUGGUGUGUGUGUGUCUGUGUCAUGGUAUGUCUGUCAUGAUGUGUCUGUGUUUCUGUCUGUGUCACGGUGUGUGUGUUUCUGUCUGUGUCACGGUAUGUGUGUGUGUCUGUGUCACGGUCUGUCUGUGUCAUGGUAUGUGUCUGUCAUAGUAUGUGUGUGUGUAUGUGUGUUUUUACUCACCUUUUUUUUUCCCCCACGUCGUGCUGAUCUCCCCUCGGCUGGCCCUGCCUCUACGGCUGAGAUCGUCAAGCUUGAUGAUCUCAGCCAAUCCGCACUGACACAGGAAGCACCUCUAGUGACCAUCUGAGUGUCUGUCACUAGGAAGCAAUGUAAACACUGCCUUUUCUCUAAAAAGUCAGUGUUUACAUUGAAAAGCCUGCAGAGACAGGCUAUAGACACCAGAGCCACUACAUUAAGCUGUGUGUGUGUGCACCUGCUAGUGAGUGGGCUUGCUUGUGUGUGUGUGUGUGUGUGCCUGCUACUGAGUGAGCUUGUGUUUUUAUGUCAAUGACCUUAUGUAUAUCAGUGAGAUUGUUUGUCUAUGAGGCUGUGUAUCAAUCAGCUUGUGUCAGUGAGAUUGUCUGUGUCUGCAUGUGAGUAUGCUUACUGUAUAAUUAAAAAUUUUACUCUGAAAAGACCAAUAUUAUAUAUUGGAAAAAGCAAUAUAUAUAUAUAUAUAUAUUUGUGUUCGGGGCAUUCUCAUAUGAUAUGGAAUACUCUGGUGGAGAGUAAUACAAUAAAAGGAAAAAGUCGGUUGAGGUGUGCCGAAAACCGACGUAUGCUGUAGGCCGGUAAAUAAAGUGGGCCCACAUGGAGGAAAGUAUAGCUAACGGGAGUGGAGGGUGGGGCUGUUCGUCUGGACCAACGUAGGUAAGUGAGGGAAGGGGGGAGUCCCCUUUUAAGUAGAUCUAUUGCCCCUCCCACAAAUUCAGGCCCUGCCUUCAAACUUGUGUUCGGGGCAUUCUCAUAUGAUAUGGAAUACUCUGGUGGAGAGUAAUACAAUAAAAGGAAAAAGUCGGUUGAGGUGUGCCGAAAACCGACGUAUGCUGUAGGCCGGUAAAUAAAGUGGGCAAAAGAUAAAGCAAGAUAAACAUUUAUUCGGUAACAUAAAUACAAAGGAAAUACAAAUACAUUAUUAAGUAGACAUAUUAAUGAAAGCCCUCCUAAGCUCUUGGACUGGGUGCGGGAUGUAGGUAGCGUAAGCUGAGGACUUCCAUCGACCCAAUGUCUUAAUGACAUGCACGGGAACAUUUUGGCUAGAGGCUGUGGAGGCCGCACCAAUUCUGAAGGAGUGCCCCGAGUAGCUACUAGGGUUCAGACCAAGCCUGGUGAUAAGCAUUCGAACGUAAAGCAUGAAUUUUGACGUGGUGAGAAUGGUAUCGUGCAGCAUUAGUAGAGGCCUUGUGGGCUGUGUUUGUUUCGUGGUUAAAAAGACGUCUAGUGCUUUUACUGGGCACCAAUUGUUACCCGUGGGGUAGUAGUUAAUGUGAACUGGUUCCCCCCUCUGACUUGUCUUAGUCUUAGGUAGAGACAGGACGUAGUAGUCUGUGUGUUUCGUGAGAUGUGACGUGAGGAGGCACCCUUGGUUGUGCAGUUGGCCACUAAUGGUGAAUUCUCGUGGUCUAAGAAAUCCGUAAAAGGCCAGAUACAUGGCGGCUUUAAUAACCGUGUUUGUAUUGGGUUCAAAAGGUGCUUGGUCGAGUAGAUUGGACAGGGAUUUGAACAUUCCUAUGUCAAUAGCCAAUCUUUUGGGCGUAGAUGGACCGUCUGCCUUUGCUAUACCCUUCAGUAGCGUGCGGAUGGGGUAUGAGGUUAAGAACCCUUUGUGGUUAGGGAGUGAGUAGUACAUGUGGUGUUGUAUCCCCGUGAGGUAAAGCUUAAUGGUGUUAUGUGUGAAUUUUAACUUAAGGUGGCAAAAGGAUGCAAAAGCCAUUAGUGAUGAUACUUCGAACCAGUUGGUUAGGUGAUGGUCAGUCAUGAAUCGUUUAUAUAGGUGAAAUGCUCUGUUAUAUGAGUGUUGAGUGCUAGUGGACAAAGCUAAUUUUGUGAGAGUGAGGCUGUGAUGAAGUAGUUCAUCUAUUCCAUGACAAGGUCUUGGAAGGUUGGCGCUGGGGUUGCCAUACGAGCUGCCGAGGGUAGGGACCGUCUGAAAGCCUGAAAUUGAAAGCGAGAUAGCUGGUCAGCUGCCGUAUUGUAUAUGCCGGGAACAUGGGAGCAUACAAUGUGGAAGUGAUGGGUGGCUGCCAGCCAAGUCAGUUUCCUAAUGAAAUUCAUAAUUAUCAAGGAGGAAGAGCGGCCUUUGUUGAUAAUGUGGCAUAUUGCCAUGUUGUCAGAGAAACAGCGUACUGACUGACCUUCCCACAACCUACACCAAGUGACAGCUGCGGCAACUAUUGGGUAUACCUCAAAAGGGCAGAGUUAGUGUGAAACCCCUCGAUGCCCUGUGUUUCUGUUGGCCACGUCCCCCAGAGCCAAUUUGUGCCAAAAAUGGCCGCAUAUCCCGCGGAUGAUGCUGCAUCUGUCCAAAUGACAGGUGACUGAGAAUCCAGCUGUGGAAGGAACAUGCUUCUACCAUUCCAGUCAGAGAGGAAUCUGUACCACAUCUGAAGGUCGGCAGUCGCAGGGCCGUUCAAAGAUAUGCGGGCAUAGUCGUUGGUGAAGGUGGGGAACAGGGCAAGGAGCCUGGAAAUGAAAGCCCUGCCCUGGGGGAUUAUGCGCAUGGCGAAAUUUAGUGAACCCAACAGAGAUUGUAGUUCUUUACGGUUGCAUGAGCCCCUGUGCAUGUAGUGGUUAAUGUCGUGUAGGAUGUUAUCAAUCUUAGUUCUAGGGAGGCUGGCCAUCAUAGCUGCUGAAUCGAGCAAAAUACCUAGAAAGUUGAUGACUGUGUCUGGACCUUCUGUCUUGGUGGGUGAUACGGGGACGCCGAGUGCGGUGAAUAGUUCGACAGCUUUGUGUAGGCUACACGGGGGGUUGGUGUUGGCUUCGAUGAACAGAAAAUCGUCCAGAUAGUGUAUCACAUUUUGGCACCUACUGGUAUUAAGGAGGAGCCAACACAAAGCCUCAGCGAAUGUGUCAAAGAUCCUUGGACUACUCUUGGCUCCAAAAGUGAGUUUUGUAAAAAAGUAGUAGGCUUCUUGCCACUUAACUCCGUGUAGGUGCCAUAACGAGGGGUGUAUAGGUAACAGUUUAAAAGCAUUGACUAUAUCCGUCUUGCUGAGCCAGGCCCCCACCCCCGCUGACCUGAUAGCUGCAAUAGCGUGGUCAAUAGUGAAGUACUGUAAGGAAAAUUCUUCUGAAGGAAUCAAUGAGUUUAGGCUGGGGAUGGCUGAAGAGUGGGGAGCGGAUAGGUCAAUGAUGAGCCUUUGUUUGUCUGAAUUUUUACUUGCGACCAGUCCGAUAGGGAUAGUUCUCCAGCUGGAAAAGGGGGGAUUACCAAAAGGACCGAUGACAAAUCCCUGGUCCACUUCCAGCUGUAGCAAGUUAGUAACUGCGGUAGGGUUAUUAGAGGCUGACUGCAAAUUGUGACAUUCUAACACUCCUGUUGGCAUGUAAAUGAGCCCCGUGUGAAAUCCGUGGGUGAGACCAGUGCAUAAAAAUUCCACCAGGUGUUUAGAGGGGUGAGUGGACAGCAUGUGUUCAAGUACAGGAACGUUCACUGGAGACAAAUAAGGUUUCUGGAACAUUUUAUUUGUGCACAUGGAUCUCGCAUGUGCCCGAAAACAGUGUGAGCAUACAUGUAAUAAGCGGCAAGCGCUGUAACCACAGGAGCCUUCAUUGAAGUUAUUGCAAAUUUGUGAUUUGCCUAGGUACACAACCGGACGACCCAAUUUGUCUCUGGUCUGUUUCUCAGUUUUAAGGGGGUGCUGUAGGGACGUGCUGGGAGCGUUGUCCGGGCAGAGGGGGCACAAAUAAGCUGUGUGAGCGGGUGACGUACAUAUGGCACAAGCUGGUGUCCUGAGCCCCGCAAAGUGUCUGAGGAACAAUUCAUUGUCCAGUUGGCUCCAAUCCAUCUGGAUGCCAUACUGGGACAAUGUGGCUGACACUUUAGAUGAAAAAGACUUGUGAUAGUCAUAAAAAGUGUAACCACCAUAUUUGUUACCCAGGUCCACCAGUUUAUGCAUAUAUAAGUCCAGUUCCUCUCUCCUGUGUGGAUGAACUGAGCACAGGAUGUCCCUAUAGAUACCAAAAGACAGGACAAAAUCGGGAAUGGUCAAUUUCUUACUGAGUCUGGGGUCUCUGGCUUUUAAAACAACAGAGAUAUCCCCGUAGUCGUAAGAGCGGUUUUCCACUACAUCCUGGGAGGCAAUGAGCAAGGAGACCAAGUUUACGUCCUUGCCCUCCAGGAUGUCUUUUUUAAGAUUGGCCGGAACCAUGUGGGCAGGGUUAAUAACGUGUGCCGCUGUCUUGUUAGGUAUAGGAUUACCCGCUGUUGCUGUGGAUAUGACCGGGGCUGUACCAGCGAGAGGCACAGGUGGCUCUAUGGCGGAGCUGCGUGCCUCCAGCCUUUCCAGUCUGUCGUUGACCUUCCCCAUAGAAGAGAUUAGGGAGGCAACCAUAGCAUGGAGAGUCGGGUCUUGGGAGUUACUAGUGCCUUCCCCGGCGUCUGUCAUAAGGGUGUUUGUUUUAAGCAGUUUAAACAGUUCUGCUUUCCUGGCCGUGGCCGGGAAAGGGAUACUGCGUUUGCGCAAUUCCGCCGUGAUGCGAGGGAUAGUCCACGAUCUGAUGGACGAGGGACUUCCUAUGUCGUCCUUACGUGUCGGGGUAAGUGACCUAGCCGGGGUGCUAGGGACUGACAUGUCGUCGCCAUCGUCUGGGAGCAGGGACAUACUGAAAGUAAUAACAGGCAUAGUUGGAGGCUCGUUGGAAUAGCCGGUAGCUAGUUAGUGCCAGAUGGCGAAAAACUUAACUCUAGGUUUUGUGGCAGGUGAGGCCCUACUAGUGCCAAGUGGCUAGAGAGGCUCUAUCUAUGAGUUGGCGCGAGGGGUAUGGUAGCCUGCCCAGUGAACCGGGAUGUUUGCCUCUCCAAGGGUAAGUAUGGAGGAAGAAAAAGGGGGGGAGGGGGAGAGGGGGGUUUGGUAGUGACAGGUGUCGCCCUCUCUGUAUAAUUGCGAGGCGGCUAACUAUGAUUUGGCCCGAGGGGCGUAAAGUACCUCGAAGUGGAGGAUGGGAGUUGGCCUCGCGGACCUCUAUGAUUAAGGGGCAGGGAAUUAACUAACGUGGCGUUGUAGAAAAAGAGGCGUGUAACCGACAUACCUGCAGAAAAUUGAGCACUGGUUCUGUAAGAGAAUUCAGGUGUCUCUUGAGUAGGGGGGUGGUUAGUUUAGGUGACCCGUCCGAGGUAUGCGGAUUCCUGGGGGUAUGAGAAUUAAGAUAAUGAACCCUUAAGUGGAACAUAUAUAAAUAUGGCAUAGUAAGAGUCCUGGGGGGGGGGGUUGCCGCGUAUUACCAUCCCCACCCCCCCCAAUGUAUAUGAUGUUAGUUAAGAUUUAACGUUACCAAUACUUGCAGAACAUUCUUACCAUAUAUUAACCAGCAAUAAGUAAACAUGUAUGCAUGUAUCACAUUUUAACCAGCAAGUCAUACCUUAUAUAUAUAAUAACAAAGAAAAAUAAAUUGUGUAAGGUUACUACAAACCAGCAUCUUAUUUAGCAGUAUAAGUGUAAAACACAGCUGUAUAUGUAUAACAGUACUUAAAAAAAAAAUAAUUGCUGUUAAUUAGACAUAGAUAACCAUUGUAACCAAAAUGACCAAAGGUAUAUGCAUAAUAAAUGGUGGAGGCUGGCUGAACUAAGGGUCAACCAGCAGCAAAGAAUGACCCCCUUUAAGCAAGGUACACCCCCCCCCCACCCCCUUCCCAAGUGUGUAGUUGGUGGGAAACAGAGUCCCCUAACGUUAUAGGGGUCUGGUUGUGGCUUGUGAGUGCCCUACCACAUCCCCCUUCCACCCCCCCCCCUCCGCUCCCCUUCCCUGCGAAAAAGAUGCCUCCCUGGUGGCCGAAAACAGAGACUCCUAGGUAGUAAUGGAGUCUCUGUUCUGUGUGUGGGAGCUCCUCUUACCGCCCGGACCAGUUGGUAGGCGAGGAGGGUAGCCGAGACCUCCGUUCGGGAGCCGGUGAAGCCGCCGGAAGUUGGCGCGUGACGUCAGAAGAGGGCGCCGCGUCUCACCGGAAAUGACGAUUUCGACCCGGAAGUCGGGAGCGACGGAGGCCUGCGAGACAAGGCUGUUCGUCUGGACCAACGUAGGUAAGUGAGGGAAGGGGGGAGUCCCCUUUUAAGUAGAUCUAUUGCCCCUCCCACAAAUUCAGGCCCUGCCUUCAAACAUAUAUAUAUAUACAUCUCAAUCAUCUAGGGUGGCAAGACAUAGCCUUACAUAUUACAUGCGACAAUAUAUGGCGCAAUGACUUAUGGGGCUGGCAUAGAUUUUUUUUUUCCAGGGCUGCUUUGGAAUCCCCAGUCCGGCCCUGUAUACAGUACACUACACUACGCUUUAACCCCUAUACCACAUUAUCACUCUAUACUACUCUAACACUAUCCUUCACCCCUUAAACUACAUUUACACAACAACAUGAACCCUAACCAUAAAAUAUAAUGUAAUAAAAUGAUACAUAAUGGUAAAGCAUUUAUUAAGAGAAAAUAAUGUCAUCAUGGAGUUUUGGAUACAUUUAUAAACCUCAAGACUGAAUGUCUUGCUGUUUAUUAUGAUGUCUUCAGAACCUUUGAUAUAAUAUUUCCCAUAAUACAUGGUUUACGGUUAGAAUUUGGGAAUAUUACUACUGUAUAUUGGAAUAAUCAGGAUUUCAAAAAUUAACAGCAAAAUAAUGAAAUUGUGUCUAUAUAUGGUUAAAAACUACAAUGAAUGUCACGUAUAACAUGUUAAACUUUUUCAUGCGUCAUGGAGUGUCGGGAGGCGUGCCGCAUUCACUCACCGGGCCCAACCUUGACUGAAACUCCACGUGGGUUACGGCAUCUCGGGAGUGAGAGUCAUGCUGUUCCUGCUCCUUGAUUGCCAGCGAGGUCUGCUCAGCUGGUGACCAAGUGUAAGUGUAAGGUAGACCUGCCUUGCUCUUCGCAUGCAAUGGGAGGUGUGCCAUGUUUGUCCUCAAGGGAGCACUUAGCGUAGAGCCUUGCCUGCUGUUCCCCACACUACUUUAGGAUUCCUAGAGGGUGUCAGAACCAUGGGAACCCCAACUCAGUCCAUAAGGGAAGGGAGCAGCGUAUGGAACAGCAGGAUGAGGUGGAAAUCCAAUAUAGCAUCCCGCUAUAAGUGGGGCAUGGAUGUCUACUCUUUAAGGGAGACCAUCCACUUAUAUAGGCCCCUAGACCCCUCCUCAUGGAAGGUUUUUCCCUUUCUCCCUCCUAUUUAAGAACCGUCCACCCUAGGUUCAUUGCUCAGAUGUCUACAAAAAACAGUAACCAGACAAGGUAACUUCAUCCUGACACUAAGCUCUUCUGUACUCAUGUUCGGCCGAGACACGCCUCAUUUUACUCUGUCCCUUCUCCUACCGUGGGGUGAACAGAGGAUUGAACUAUUUGCUAUGGUGGACUCUGGUGCUAGUGGGUGUUUUAUUAACAUUACUUCAUUACUUUAGCCGAAUCUUGUCUAUACCCUUACGUAAUAAAGUUAAACCUAUGCAUAUUCAAAUGACUGAUGACAGUCUUUUAAAGUCUGGUCAUGCGAUAAAAGAGACUAUUCCUCUAACAGUAUCAUUUAGAAAAAGACAUACCAAAAUAUUGUGUUUUGAUUUGGUUCCCUCUCAUUUCUGUCCUGUGAUCCUUGGUUUUUCCCUGGCUUCAUCUCCAUGACUCAUUAAUUCAAUGUGUCCUUCUCAUCUAACUAUUGCCUAAGAAACUGUUUAAAAAAUAAAGACUCCUUAGGUACUCCUAAUACUAUUCUUGAUAUCAACAUGCAGCAUGAUAAGAAUCAUACAUAGAUGUAUUUGAUUAAAAGGCAGAAGAUGUACUACCUCCCAGACGCCUUUAUGACUGCCCAUAAUUUUUGCAGAGAAGUCAUGUGUGUUGGGGGUGUAGCUAGUCCCUGGUAUAAAAGUGCAAAUAUCUCAUUACAGUGUACAGUGCUUCAAGCAUAAACCAGUUUGGUUCUGGCAAAGCCUAGACAAGUUCAGUUUUGGCAAAGCCAAGGUAAACAGUGAUUUGAAAGGGGGAGAAACAGAAACAUUAAGGAAUGUUUCUCCAAGUUUCUUAAAAAUUAUGGUUACAUUUCGCCAUUCUUUACAUCUUAUUUAUUACAGCGAUCUAAAAAGGUGAUGGUGUUCUUCAUAGUAAAUUCCAUCAGUUUUUGUAAAAGUUUUCAUUUCAGAAAAUGUUAAAGUUCACAAUGGCUGGAAAAAGAGAAGUGAUAUGGAACAUAUUCUAUAUUCAAAAAGGGUUCAAAAUCCUUGCCUGGAAAUUAUAGACCUGUGCUGGAAAAGUAUUUGAAAGGUUAUUAAGGGAUAAUAUUCAGGAAUUCAUUGAGAAGACUGUGGUUAUCAGCAAAAAUCAUCAUGGUUUUAUGAAACAUAGAUCAUCUCAAACUAACUUAAUUUCCUUCUGCGAAGAAGUAAAAAUCAGGAUGUUGUAGUAGAUGUAAUCUACUUGGAUUUUGCAAAGGUGUUUGAUAUGGUUAGUGUUCAAACUCAAAGAAAUUGGUCUAGAUGAAAAUUCCUGUUCCUGGGUAGAACAUUGACUUAAAAACUAGAGUAAAGAGAUUUGUCAAUAAUGGUAAAUGUUCAAGCUGGACAAAAGUGGUAAGUGGUGUCCCUCAGGGUUCUGUUCUGGGGCCACUUCUGUUUAACAUAUUUAUAAAUGAUCUUGAAAUAAGCAUUGAAAGUCAUGCUUCAGUGUUUGCAGAUGACACAAAACUCUGUAAUAAGUAAUACGAUAUGAGUAAUAUAUAUUACUUUGCUGCAGAGGUAUUUAGAUAGACUGGGGUACUGAGCACUCAAAUGGCAGAUGACAUUUAAUGUAGUAAAAUGAAAAGUUAUGCACUUUAGGGAAAAGAAUGCACAAGCAAGUUAUACCCUUAGUGUUAGUGAAUUUGGGAUAGCAACACAUGAAAAGGAUUUGGGACUUGUUAUAGACAACAAACUAUGCAACAAUGUGCAAUGUCAAUCAGCAGUGGCUAAGGCCAGUAAGAUAUUGUCAUGUAUAAAAAGGGGCGUUAAUUCUCAGAAUGAGAAUAUAAUUGUGUAUCUUUAUAAAUCAAUGGACCACAUCUUGAAUAUACUGUGCAAUUUUGGGCACCUGUUCUAAAGACGGAUAUUAAGGCAAUGGGAAGGUGCAGAGGCUGGCUACAAAAUUAAUAAAAGGAAUGGAACAUUUUAGCUAUAAAGAAACGUUAACAAAUUUAAUAUGAUGAUAUUAUACAAAUAUAGCAAGGCCAAUUCAAACCAUUGUCUGGAAAUCUAUUCACAAACAAGACUUAACAUAGGGCACAGGGUCAUGCAUUUAGACUGGAAGAAAGGAGAUUUAGUCUAAGGCAAAGGAAAUGUUUUUUUUUAACAAUAAGAACAAUUAGGAUGUGGAACUCUCUACCUGAAGAAGUGGUUUUAUCAGAGUCUGUACAGAUGUUUAAACAGCAGCUAGGUGCAUAUUAGCAAAAAAACACAAUAUUCAAGGAUAUCAUUUUACAAUUGUAGAGUAGAGAUGUCGCGAACUGUCUGCCGAACUGUUCGCGAACUGUCGCCAGCGAACAAUAGCAUGUUCGCGUUGGUCGAACAUAUCCGAUUUCCGGUCCGCCCCCUAUACGUCAUCAUUGAGUAAACUUUGACCCGGAACCUCACAGUCAGCAGACACUUCCUGGGAGGGAGGGUCUGCUGCUGAUUGGGUGGAAUGUGUCUGCUGGCUGUGAGGUUCUGGGUCAUAGUUUACUCAAUGAUGACGUAUAGGGGGCGGACCGGAAAUCGGAUAUGUUCGCCCAACGCGAACACGCUAUUGUUCGCCGGCGGACAGUUCGCGAACAGUUUGGCGGACAGUUCGCGACAUCUCUAUUGUAGAGUAAUUGUUUCUUGAUCCAAGGACGAAUUUGACUGCAAUUCUGGGGUCGAGAAUUUUUUCCUAGUUUGUUGCAAAAUUUGAAUUUUUUCAAACUGGGUUUUUUACCUUCUUUUGGCUCAACAGCAAAACAGCAAAAAACAGAUGUGAGGAAGGUUGAACUUGAUGGACACAUGUCUCUUUUCAUAUAUAUAGUUCUGCCUGAAGAAGUGGUGAAAAAAGCAUAACAUUGCAUAGUAAAAAAAAAAAAAAUACAAAUAUUAAAAAACAGAUAGCAUUUAAUAGAUCUAAUAAAUUGCUUUUAAAAAAAUCAACGAAACUUUGUUACAUCUCCCCUAUUAUAUCUGUUUCUCCACAUUAUUGUGCUGUGUUUUGAGAUAGAGAAGUUGAACGCUUAUAACAAUGAAUGACAGGGAAGCAGGUUUGAGGAACUCAGAUCCAGGAGAGACCUAAAUAUAAGAAUGUGGAUUUCUACAUUUUGCUUUUUGGACCUCACAGUUAUAUUUGCUAAGUAUACGAGCUAAACAAACUAAAAAUCCUGGGAAGAGAUGUCUUCUCUUUAACACCUAAUUUUGUGUCUUUUUUUCCCCCAGAACGACAGCAACAUAGCCGAACCGAACAUCAAACCAAAGAGGAGUUUUUAUGCAGCAAGAGAUCUUUACAAAUAUCGACACCAAUACCCAGUAAGAAAACAUUGUGACACUCUAUUUCAGUGGCUUCAUGUUCCCUAUACAAUGUUAGCAUGAAAUAAAAAGUCUGCUUUGUAGUGUCAUCGUUUAUGUUGGUGGCAAUGAUGGAUAAUCUGUGCGAAUCUGAAUUAAUAGUAUUAGUAAGCACUUUGCAGUCACUCUUACUAUAGCAAGUUCCAAUAUCUGUGGGUUUUUUUAUUUUCAAAGAAUAUUGAGCAAUGUAGUAGCCGUAUAAACACAACCACUCACUCUGAUAAUUGGAAGAAUGUGAAUAAGAGAAUUAUAUUGUUGAUAUUCCACUUAUUGCAUGACUCAUGUGAACAUGAUGACAUUUUCAUUGCUGUCUCUUAUUUACUGUCCUGUGGUUUCACAUGCCAUUGCCAAUUAUCGUGUCACAAACAAAUGGCGUUGGCUUGAAGACGCAGCAACAGUACCUUUUAAUGAUUGCAGUGUUGUGUUACUUUAUAUGAAAUCUGGUUUGAAAUGGCUUGACGUUUAAAUAAGCAUCUUUUGUGCUCUAGAAGCUCAGCUGUCAUUUUGUAUUAAUAAUGUAAACUAAACCUGCUGCAAUGUUGGCAUAAUCUUUUGCUUACCUGCAAUAACCUUACAAAAAUACAUUAAAAUUGUAGUUUAACUUUUCAAGUGCUAAAAGAUUUAGCAAUACAUUACAAUUUAAUACUACUAUUUUCUAGUUUAUGGUUUACAUUUGUGAAACCUUUCUUAGAGAUCUACAAUACCUCCAAGUUUUUAUAAUUUGUUUGAAUUAUAACGUAGUAACAAUAUGAAAUAUUUCUUUCUAUGUAUGACUUAACCCGCCCUGACUAUUGAAGGGUGAAUUUAAGGUCUACUUUAUCCAUUUCAUAGCACUGCACUAUUUGCACCUGGUGUUUUAGGGGUUAGCAACUUAAACACCUGGUUUUGUGUGGUUUUUAAAUUAUUUCCUUUAGUGGGUGAUUUUGGAGCACCCACACAGUGUUUCAGCUGCUACACUAAAUAUACUGUAAUACAUUACGAUAGAAGCGCCUAUAUUUCACACAUUUGUUUCUAUAUAUAACAAUACGAGUCUGAAAAUGAAACAAACAUGACACAUAGGUACGUACCAUGCAAGUGAUGAUGAUGAUGGUCCUGCUAAAAUGAGUACAUAAUACAGAUUAAGGAACAGCACACACAUAAAAAUACAGUUUUUCAUUCUAUAAGGCUACUUAAAAUCACGUAUCUAAGCAAACAAAUAUGGGGAUUCAGUUUUACCAUAUCGCCACGACUUCACGGUACCCAAAUAUUGGUGGGUCCUAUACUAAUUCCAAUGUGGGAGACAAAUUAAAUAGUGCUAAAUAAGCUAAAGCCAAAGCCAUGUGAUAAAAACACAAUAAAAAAAAUGCAAUGUCAAAACUGAACAAUUAAAGUGAUACUGCUCAUAUUUCAUAAGAUAGGAAGGUCGCAGAGACAAAAUUAGCUAGCAAAUAGUCACACGAUGUACAGUUUCUCAAAAUAAGUGCUCCGGUGGGGGCUAGAAUACACAGAGAAAGCAACUUAUGCUGACACGUAUACAGAAUUUUACAGAUAAAAAGUUCAUUACAUAUAAAGAGCAUCAGAUGUAGGCCUUUAAUUACGCUGAACAUUGGAAUCAAGAUAUAUUCCCUCACACCUCCAAAGGGGCCUUUUAAGCUGGCUGGGGUGCUCAACUCAAAAUGGAUCUGGUCUGGAUUUCAAACUUACAUAGUGAAAACAAAAUGGAUGAAUUAUUUACUCACCAGGGCUACAUUUUCACUUGCUGACAGCUCGUGGUGAGUAGAAAUUUUGAGCCCUGUAAAUAACUAUAUAUAUAUAUAUUAUGCAUUAUCUGUAUAUCUCAAGUUGGUCUUUGAGAGGACAUAAUUCAGUUAAUAACCCAGAUACAUAACAUGUAUUAUACGACACACACAAUUUACACUAACACAUAGCAAAUGCAGAGGGAACAUUUAAAGGGAAAUUAUUUUGUUUUAUUUUGCAUGUGGUAUACGCUGUUAAAACACUAAUUUUCAUUAAAUGAGCCAUCUAUAUAAUAAAAACUGUAAAUUAAAAUGGCUUUGGCUUUAGCAUUGCUAAAGUGCUCUAUAUACCAGUCAUUUAUCCAAAAAGCAAUGUGUUGCAAUUUUUUUAUAUUUAAAUGUAGGGCACUAAACUGUUACAUAUUAAAUAAACUAUAAAUACACAAAAUUUGGCCGUGCACUCAAACUCCCGCUACUCCUGGCCACAGUAUACAUCAGCCCAAAUAUGUAGAACAAAAAACUAAAACAAAAGCUACCUGCACACUAUCCCAAAAAGCUCUCCAGUUAUUUAAAUCUGCAUAGGGAUUUGGGAUAGUUCACAGAGAACUUUUUUUUUUUUAAAUUAAAUAAACUAUGCCUAGAGUUAAAGAGGAACCAUCAUGACUUACAUGACUGGAUAAACUCUCUUAUAAGUUGGAUUGUUGGGUUAACCUUUCUCAUGUGACGUUUCAUUUUAUUUAAAAUAUAUAUUAAAGAAAUAGCAAUUAAUAAUUUCACAAUCCAUUUCAGUCCAAGCCCAACAUUGUUUUUCUUUCUCCUCUUCGAAUAUGUUCAAUGGUAGAAAAAUGUAACAUUUCUAAUGAUUAUUGACAGGGAGUCAAAAUGGAGGCACCCUGUUUCAGGAUAGAUUUAAAUACAGCAGGGUGGAUAACUGCAUGCAAUUUUAUUUUUUGCACCUCACAUUUGCCAAAUAGAAGUGAACAUACGAUUAAAAAAUACCGGGUCGGUCUAUUUUUAUAUUUUCAUUUUUCUCAGAAAAUAUUUAAAUAUGAUAAAAUAAGAGAAAAAUGUAAAAAUAUGUCCAGACGCUGUAACUCCUAGUCUGUUGAGUUUUGUAAAGCUUUUGUCUUCAAGAUGGCUUAAUGAGAUGGUUUUAACCAGAGGGAAACACUAGUUACUUGCAUGUAAUAUAUUGAAAAUGGCAUGUCAAUGAUGCAAGGGACAAGUGUAUUUUGUUUCUUGCUAAAAUGAAUUUAGUUAAUUACAAGUGCAUAUCCAGAUUUCAUAACUAAAUCUCAGCAUUGACCCUAAAUCUCAGCAUUGACCCCUUAAAUAAGAAACACGAAGCUUUGCUUUGCUUCCAGUGUAGCACUGGACUUCAAUAUCCAAGCUUCUCCCCCAAACGCUAUGGAACUAAUUGAUCAUUCUUAGACCUAUUUUGUUCAAAACUGAUUGAUCUAAAAAUUUACGUGUUCCUGAAAUGCCUUUAUUUUUUUUGUAAAUUCAAUAAAAACUAUUUACAGAAAAUUGGCUAUUGUAAAAAGAAGAUAUCCUGUAGCUUACAUUUAAUAAAUGUCCUACAUAAAGGUGUCAAUUGCAGAAAGGUUGAAAGAAGUUUCAUAUCUUAAGCACACAUUUUGUAUGUUUGUUCAUUUUUAUGUAGAUAAAUAUAAUGGGAACUAUUUUUUCCAGCAGAAUUUCAAAGAUAUUCGUUCUCAAAAUGAUCUGUGCAAUCUCAGAUUUUACAUGAACAAGAUCCCUUUUAAGCCUGAUGGUAUGUUUUUUAUUGCUAUUAUAUACCUAGGUUAAACUUAUUUUGUAUUUAUGUUUAUUGUUAAAAAGCAUUGAUGGAAAAGUAUUUGGCUACAGAUUCAAUUAAUCUAACUUUAAUUAAGAUUUUGCCUGCCUAACCAAGGAUUAUCUAAAAUUGCAUUAAAGGCAUACUAUAGGCAUUGAAACAGUUAUAGUCUUUAAACUAAGCUCCUGCAGUCUCACUGACAAAUUCUCAGCCAUCUAGGAGUUAAAUCGCUUUUGUUUCUGUUUAUGCAGACUGACACAGUCUGCAUGAAAACAAAAUUGUUUCAUUUUUAAUCAGAGGUUAAGUUGCUUUAGAAGUUUUUAUCUCCUGCUCUGUAAAUUAAACUUUAAUCACAUACAGGGUCUAGGAGGCUAUUAGAAGAGCAGGAGAUAAGACAUUUUAGAUUAAGUAGACUGUGCAGUACAUGACCUAGAAUAUCUAAGUUCAUUUACAGAAAGUGUUUGGGAAUGCUGUGUAAGUCACAUGCAGGGAGGUGUGAAUAGAGUUGUAAAAACAAUUGGAUUUAAUACCCAGAGAAUUGAGCAUUGAAACUGCAGGGGCAUGCUCUAUGCGCCAUAACAGCUUCAUUAAGCUAAGGUUGUUUUUGAUGCCUAUAGUAUGCAUUUAAGUGUAUACAAUGUAAAAAAAAAAUAAAACAAUUUAAACUCUGUUAUCAUAAUUGGAUAGAUCAAGAGAAAAACUGGGUUUCUUGUGCCUUCAUGUGAUUUUGCAAAGGUCAGUACGAUAUAACUUUAAUAGAACUGGACCAGCUAGCACCAAGUACAAAAAGAAACAAAAAACAGUACCCUCCACUAAAUCCAAAAUAUACAGAGAGUAUUGAAACAGCUCAUGUAAUUAAUGAAAAAAUAAAUGAUAAACAAACUGCAUACAUGGAAGAAAGCAAACAGCAAGAGGUCACUUGAUUCAUUUCAUGCUCAAAGACACCUGAUGAGCAAGAAACACGUCAAGUGACCUCUGGCUGUUUGCUUUCUCCUGUUUGUGAGCUUUGUUAUCAUUUAUUAAGAGCUGAUAGAAUAUUCACCUUCUUGGUAUUAUUGGAGUGCACUCUAUUCUAUUUAAUUUUUUUUUGUAAUUGGUUGUGGAUUGAAUGAGUCCACUAAGGCCACCUGCACACUGAUCCUUCUUCAGGACUAAAUAAAUGAAAAUGUACCUUCCGUCUCAAGGUCUUGCCAGUUAGUUCAUCCUUCAUGUUAUUUUAUCUUUAAGAAAUACUCAUUAAAGGAAUACUCAAAAGUUAAAAAUGAUAUUGGAGAGAGUUCCCUCACUACAAUAAAUGACAGGACCACCCCCAACACAUGAAAAAAAUGACCUCACCCUUUUCUCCAACGGCAAAUUCUGUCUUGCCUCUAUCCCAGACUGCUCCAGGGAGAUACACAGUGAUAGCAGGCUUCACUUCCUCUUCAGACAAAGUUGGUGCAUGCCAACAGUUGAUUGUUAAUUGGUCCUGUAGAGCUUGGGACAACUAAAACUUAAAUACCACUUGAAAUAUCAGUGUUCCUUAAGGAGUAAUAUGGAGAGUGCCAGUGAGAUCACAUAUAUAUUUUAAAGCGUUAUGCUUUAGGUAUUUCACAACAGUCAUCCCAUCUCAAACAGUGUCAUUAGGUGUGAUCACAGAUAUAUCACUCUUUGGCAUUUUUUUUGCAGGUGUUUAUGUUGAAGACAUUUUAAAUAACUGGAAAACAGACUAUGAAAGACUUGAACAUAAUCAUACCUAUAUACAGUGGUAAGUACAUGGAUAUCAAUCAGCAAAAAAAUCUAAUCAAAAUUAAAAUAUGUUAUAUGUCGAUUAGUCAAAAUAAAUGCAGUACCAGUAUAUAGAAAACACAUCUUUAUUAUUUGGAAUUUAACAAAAAAUAUAACCGGACACAAAAAGGGUUUAAAAAAAAUUGAAUUAUUUUACCUUUUUUUUUCACCCAUAUACAACGUAUCAUGAAAUCUAAAAUAAUAUUAUUUUAUCUUUUUUACAGGCUAUUCCCCCUGAGAGAACAAGGGUUAAAUUUUUAUGCUAAAGAACUGACCUCAUAUGAAAUUGAGGUAAUAAACAAUUAUUAGGAAAUCAAAUUGUCCUGAUAUGCAGCAAAUUCAUUAUUAAAUCUGAUAAAGAUUUCACCUAUACACCUUCUCACUAACAUACUGCCUGCAAACAUUCCAGCUUAAAAGCAAUUUGUUUCUUCCUGUUCUAUGAAUAUUCUUUGUUCCCUGGAAAGGAAAUUUAAUUGUUUGAAAGAACAGUGCCAUUUAUGUCUGUGCCUCAGCUUUGAGGGCCGCUGCUUCUUCUAAUGGCUUACUGUGAAGCUGUGCAGGGAAAUAUCUUUGAUGUUCUUAAUAGCUUUAGAAAUUCCCAAGUGACACCUAUUAAUGCAUCAAGAAGCACAGAAAUAUUAUUACACAAACAAAUGCUAUUGCAAGGCUCACAUUUAAUUUCACAAGUGUGCAUAUUUUAAUAAGUGUUCUCGUUUCUUUUUUAUAAACUAAAUGAAAGUCACAUAAUGGCAAUAUGCAUUAGAAAAUACUCCAUCAAUCAGUAAGCACUGGUUUUCAGUUGAUUACUCCCCUGGGGAAAAAAAAGUAAUCUCUACAGAUUAAUAAACAUUAAGCCCGUAUAUUAUAAUGUCUUAGCUCCAAACAGUCUUAUAUGAAUAGGCCUGCAACAUUUUACUUAGUGAUGGUCAAUUUUGUUUUGAUUAUCACUGCAGGUAGCUGCAUUGUUUAGAACGAGAUUAACAUAUUUUGUCUACACUAAAAACUUUCUUAACUGUAAUAUUAUAAACACAUUUAGACACACAAGUUUUAGAGCUGUGAAGCUUUGUGAUACCCUUAUCAUAUGUAUCACACAUUGCUGUGAUUUUCUUUAAAUGCCAUGGGGCUCUGUGAUACACAUGUAUAUUCCUAGUAAUGAAGGAGGAAGGUACGCAUAAACAGAAAGGUUUGUGUCCAACAGAGAGAAUGUUUGAUUGUAUGUUGCAGCUUAGUGUACAUUUUCUGUCUGUGUGUACAUUUUCUAUUAUAUUGAUGUAUGUUCAUGAACGUGACAGUGUGUAUGCAGCUAUGGUCCAUAUUUUAUCUCCUGGGGAUCUAAUGACAGUAUAACACCUGUGCUUGAAACCAGGUCUGCUAUGUGUUAUUGAAUGUGUCAGAGUCAACACAUAUAUUUGUAUUGUUGGGGGGGAGGGAGGUUCAGUAAUGCGCUGGCAAACACUUGCGAUGGAUAAUUUAUUUGUCUUGUUUUUAUGUUUGACUACUGUUAUGUUUUCCAACUGUAAAGGGCAUCUGCAAUAUACCAUAGUAUUUUAUAUGAUGAAAGGACUGGUUUUAUCUUCACUAGUAAUCAAAGUUUUACUGGCACUAGGCAGAGCAAUUAGAUUAAUGUUAUUUUAUAUAUUAUUAUGUAAAUAAAAAAAAUUUUUUUUUCCAAAACUGUGAUGCCUGUGUAAAUUUUUUUUUUUUUUUUAAUAUCAAUUUUGAAAGUGAGGUAAGUGCUCAGCAGCUGCAUUAUUUGUCUUAGUUGUGCUAGUACCCAGGCACUUAUCAGAAUACCUUCAUCAAAUCAACCUACACUGAUCAUUACAAUCAUGUGCCUAAAAUCGUGUAGGUCCCCCAAACAGGCAUGGACUCACCUCUGAAAGUGCCCUGUGGUAUCUGGCACCUUACAUUAGCAGCAGAUCCUUUUUAAGUCCUGCAAGUUGCAAGAUGUUGCAAGUUGCAUCCAUGUAUCAAAUUUAUUGUUCCAGUAUUACCCAAUUAUGCUGAAUUGCAUUAAGAUCUAGGGAAUUUGCAGGCCUAGGCAACACCUUAAACUGUUUUAGAAACAUAGAAUGUGAUGGCAGAUAAGAACUGUUGCAGGAGUAGCAGGAAUAAGCCGCAGAUGCCACACACAGAGCGAUGGAAGCAGGUUCGUUCAGGAAGAAAAAGGUCUUUAUUGUUACCGAUCGGGUCUCAGAUGAACUCCUGUUCUAAAAAUGUCUGAGCCCAGAGCACAGAUUGCAAAUGCUUUUUAUUAACAAUAACUCCUCCCAUUCAUCGCUCCACCCACACAUACCCUUAGACCAAUCAGUGAACAGGAUAUUCAGGAUCACCUAAUAUGGGCAGACCGUAUGGCUGCUUUAAGGACAAAGGAAUGUGAUUACAGUUGAUGCACAUGCUCAGUACAUUGAUGACAGUAUCUUAGCUACAUGUAACUAACUAACAGAUACAACAAACACCUGUACUUGUAUAUGCCACAUGGAGAUUUCAGGCCUACUGAAUUUUGAACCAUAUUGAAAUCCCAUCACAGAACCAUUCAGCCCAUCUAGUCUGCCCGAUUUUCUAAAUACUUUCCUUAGUCCCUGGCCUUACCUUAUAUCUAGGAUAGCCUUUUGCCUAUCCUAUGCAUGCUUGAACUCCUUCACUGUGUUAACCUCUACCACAGCUGGAAGGCUAUUCCAUGAAUCCACUACCCUCUCAGUAAAGUAAUACUUGCUGAUAUUAUUUUUAAACAUUCGCCCCUCUAAUUUAAGACUAUGUCCUCUUGUUGUGGUAGUUUUUAUUAUUUUAAAUAUACUCUCCUCUUUUACUGUGUUGAUUCCCUUUAUGUAUUUAAAUAUUUCUAUCAUAUCCCCCUGUCUCGUCUUUUCUCCAAGCUGUUCAUGUUUAGAUCCUUUAACUUUUCCUUGUAAGUUUUAUCCCGCAAUCCAUGAACUAGUUUAGUAGCCCUUCUCUGAACUCUUUCUAAAGUAUCAAUAUCCUUCUGGAGAUACGGUCUCCAGUACUGCGUACAAUACUCCAAGUGAGGUUUUUCCAGUGUUCUGUACAAUGGCAUGAGCACUUCCCUCUUUCUACUGCUAAUACCUCUCCCUAUACAACCAAGCAUUCUGCCAGCAUUUCCUGCUGCUCUAUUACAUUGUCUUCCUACCUUUAAGUCAUAUGAAAUAAAUACCUUUCCUCAGAUGUUGAGGUUAGAACUCUAUCAAAUAUCCUGUACUCUACCCUUGGGUUUUUACGUCCAAAAUGCAUUAUCUUGCACUUAUCCACAUUAAAUGUCAGCUGCCACAACUCUGACCAUUUUUCUAGUUUACCUAAAUCAUUUGCCAUUUGGUUUAUCCCUCCUGGAACAUCAACCCUGUUACAUAUCUUAUUAUCAUCAGCAAAAAGACAUACCUUACCAUCAAGACAUUCUGCAAUAUCACUAAUAAAAAUAUUAAAGAGAAUGGGUCAAAGUACAGAUCCCUGAGAUACCCCACUGGUGACAAGACCAUGCUUCGAAUAUACUUCAUUGACUACAACCCUCUGUUGCCCAUCACUAAGCCACUGUCUUACCCAUUCAACAAUAUUGCAAUACAAACUUGAAGAUUGCUGUUUAUUGAUGAACCUUCUAUGUGCAACAGUGUUAAAAGCCUUACUGAAAUAUAGGUAAGCAAUGUCUACUGCACUACCCUGAUCUAUUAUUUUAGUUACCCAAUCAAAAAAGCAGUAAGAUUAGUUUGGCAUGAUUUCCCUAAAGUAAACCCAUGUUGUCUCUGAUCUCGAAAUCCAUGUGAUUUUAGAUGUUCAACACUCCUAUCCUUUAACAUGGUUUCCAUUACUUUCCCCACUAUUGAAGUAAGACUUACUGGAAUAUAGUUGCCCAACUCCUCCCUACUAUUUUUCUUGUGAAUGGGCACAACAUUGGCUAAGUUCCAAUUUUCUGGGACUACUCAUGUUAACAAUGAUUGGUUAAAUAAAUAUGUUAAUGGUUUUGCUAGUACACCACUAAGCUAUUUUAAUAACUCUGGGUGUAUUCCAUCAAGUCCCAUUGACUUAUUUGUCUUUACUUUUAACAGUUGAAAUAGAACCUCUUCUUCUGUAAACUCACAUGCAAUAAAUUACUCAUUUGCCCUUUUUCCUAACUAAGGCCCCUUUCCUUCAUUUUCAUAUUUUGUUCCUCAAACCAUUCAUGCACAGUUUUUGCAGUGUGUCAGGGUGCAUUAUUCUGCUGAAAGAAGCCACUUGCCAUCAGAGAACACCAUUGACAUGGAGGCAGGGCCAGAUUAAGAGCCCAGUGGGCCUGGUGCUGACAAUUAUGAUGGGCCUAAUUCCAAAAUCUUAUUGACCAAAAACACUAAAAUAUUCCUACCUCCUAAGCGUCAUAUAUCUGAUGGAGAUGGUGCUGGAGGGAAACUCAUAGGAUGCAGCUAUGAGAAAACACAUACCCUAUGCUAAUCUCACGCUUUCAAGUAAACCCAUACCCCUUAACAGCAGUGUCCAGUAAAUCAAGAAGUCUAUGGAUGGGGUAAAAGGGUGGGCCACUGACACAAACACAUAACCAGAACUGCCGAAAGGGACAAACAUACACAAAAAUGGGGCAUUUCUGUGUCCCCAUGUCUCCCAGUCCCUUAGUGUCUGUGUCCCCAUGUAUCCAAGUGUCCCCAUGUCCCUAGGACACAUUGAGAGACAUUGGGACACUGGGAGACCUGGGGACACUGAGAUACUAGGGAACACUGGGAAACGUGGGGACACUGAGACUCUCGGGACACUGGGUGACUUUAAAACAUGAGGGAACACUGGGAGACAUGGGACACUGAGAUAAUGUGACACAUAGGUUACACUGUGAUAUAUAGGGGACACUGGAGUCUUGAUAAAGACCUGGGUACAGGUGAAAACGUUGCGGUGUCCAAUAAACCUGCUUAAAUCUAUCACAGUGAGUGCCUGAGAUUUUUUUCUUUUAUACUAGGGGACACUGAGACACUUGGGGGCACUGUGAGACAUGGGGACACUGAGACACUAUGGACACUGAGACACUACGGACACUGACAGACACCAGGAACACUGGGAGAGAUGGGGCACUGAGACACUCUGAUACAUAGGGGACACUGGAGACUUGAUAAAGACCUGGGUAAAGGUCAAAACGUUGCGGUGUCCAAUAAACUGCUUAAAUCUAUCACAGUGAGUGCCUGAGAUUUUCUCUUUUAUACUAGGGGACACUGAGACACUAGGAGACAUGGGGACACUGGGAUACAUUAGGACACUGGGAGACUAGGGGACUUUGGGAGACUAGGAAACACUGAGACACUAGGAACACUGGCACACUACGGACACUGAGAGACACCAGGGACACUGGGAGACAUGGGGAUACUGAGAUACUAGGGACACUGGCUGGGAGACAUGGGGACACUGGGAGUGCCCCAUGUCUCCUAGGUCUCAAAGUCACCCAUUGUCCCCAUCUCUCCCAGUGUCCCCAUGUCUCUCAGUGUCCCCUAGUGUCUGUGUCCCCAUGUCGCCCAGUGUCCCCUGGUGUUUGUAUCCCCAUGUCUCCCAGGGUCCCUUAGAGUCUGUGUCCCCAUGACUCCCAGUGUCCCGAUGUCACUAGGACGCUAGGGGACACUUAAGAGACAUUGGGACACUGUGAGACAUUCACUAUUAUUGCAAUACAAAUUUGUAUUGUGAAACAUGGGGAUGGUGAGAGACUAGGGGACUCUGGGAGACUAGGGACAUAGACACUAGUGACACUAAGAGACACCAGGGACACUGGGAGACACCAGGGACAGUGGGAGACAUGGGGACACUGAGACACUGGCUGGGAGACAUGGGGACACUGAGAGACUAGGGGCCACUGGGAGACAUGGGUCCACUGUGUCCCUAGUGUCUCAGGGUCCCCAUGUUCCCCAGUAUCCCUAUGUCUCCCAGUGUCUCAGCGUCGCCAAGUCUCUCACCAUCCCCAUGUUUCACAGGCUUGGAGCUGCUGUCUGGCCUCUCUGUGCAGAGCUGCUCUCCGCGGAUCAGUGAGUAGAGAGAGGCAGGGAGGGAGAUGUUGUAACUUCUUAUCCCUGCCUCUCUCCACACAAAACAGCCCUACUGGCCAGCUCUGGUAUUGCAGAAUAAUCUCUGUUUAUACUCUGUUUAUAACUGCAAUACCGGCACUGGCUAGGCAGCCUCAAAUACCUGAGAAAUACCUGGCAACCAUAAGAAAUACAUGAGAAAUACCUGGCAACCAGGUUUUGUUUUAAAUCAAUGGGCCUAUUCCAUGGACCUGGGCCUGAAGCUGCAGCUCCAUCAGCUCCUAUGUUAAUCCGGCCCUGCAUGGAGGGGUGUACAUAGUCUGCAACAAUCUCUAGAUAGGUGAUAAGUGUCAAAGUGACAUCCACGAGAAUGCCAGGACACAGGGCCUGUGCAAGUAUUCUCAGACACCAAGCAAAUAUCUAAUAUGCUGUCCCCUUCAAUGAUAAAAGGGACACCUCAAGCACCAUCAUAAUUAACUUAUGAUCUUUGCAUAGGUUAUGGUGCCAGGAAGUGCCAAUGUGACAUCACAUUAAGCUGCAUUGGGAAGUCUGUACUUUGAAAGCCAAAGAAAGGUCUGGGCUUGAUUACCAAAAAUAAUUCAGGACACAUACAUAUGCACUGCACAACGUGGCACAUUGCAAAUAAAAGGUUCAACACACACAAACAUACACAGUGCAAAUAAAGUGUUCAAUAAACAUACACAUGGGCAGGAAGUACAACGUUCAAGGCACACACACACAUACACACAUCAAGCAAAAAGAUCAAAGACACACAUCCACAGUGCAAGAAAGGUGGCAAUACACACAAACUUAUACAGCAGACAUAGAGUCAAACAGAACAGGUAAGUAGUCAAAGCAUAACUCAUAAACCCUCGAGGGAAGGGGACCUAUACACUUUUACACUUAAAAAAUACCUCUAUAAAUAUAAACAGCUACAUUUGAACUACAGUAGCUCUUCUGUGUGAUCAGACCAGACGGGAUAGCCUUUGCUCACCAUGUGCAUUAAUGAACCUUGCGCUGCCAUGGCCCUGAUACCGAUUCACUUGUUGUCCUUCCUUGCACCACUUUUGGUAGGUAUUAACCACUACAUACCAGGAACACCCCACAGGACUUGUCAUUUUGGAGAUUUUCUGACCCAUUCGUUUAGCCAUUACUAUUUGGCCCUUGUCUAAGUUACUCAGUUCCUUUUUGCUUCUCCAUUUUGUCCUGCUUCCAACAAAUGAAAUUCAAGAACUGACUGUUCUCUUGCUGCCUAAUAUAUUAACAGGUGCUUUUAUAACGAUAUAAUCAAUGUUAUUCACUUCACUGCCAGUGGUUUUAAUGUUGGGACUGAUCAUGUAUGUUUAUAAAUAGGAAUACAUUUUAAAAAAUGUGUGUCUGUACCUGCAAGAGAAAUGGUGUUUGAAAUGAGAAAAAAAAAAAAUCAUAAUAUAUUUUAAAUGCUUUCAGAUGAAGACAUAUAGUGCAACUUUGGGUUCUUUUUUAAAGGGUUGCUUCAAGCACCAUGACCAUUUCAGUGACAUGAAGUGGUCAUGAUGGCUGCAGUCUAAAUGUUUCACUUUUAAAAACUGCAUUCAUGGAGUUUAAACCUUUGCUGCCAAAUGUACAACUCCACCUACAGCAGCAUCAUAUGGGCUUCAUUGUUAUGCAUAGAAUUGCAUUCAUUGGCUGAUGCUCUCAGCCAAUGGAUGACCAGUGAGAGCGACAGCUCUGCUGAAGUACAAUGUUGUCACUGGCCACCGGGGACCUAGAUAAGAGGGCAAAUCAUUGCAAAAUGGUUUGCUCCAACACUGGGAAGAACAGCCAGGGUACUCCUGGCAUCAUACCCACCACUGUGGACUGGUUAUCAUGCUUGAAGCAACCUUUUAAUAAUUGCCAGCUGAGUAUAAGAGGCAGUGUUACAGCGCAAAGACCUACAUUUCCUUUAUUUGUUAUCUGUAGUUUUUUAGGAACUCACACCAAACACAAAUCACUGCACUAGAAUAUUGUACAUAUAAUACAAUGCAGUAAUUUAAAUAUGAUUAUGUUUUAAUCAAAUGCAUGUGUUUACAGUAUGUGGGAUUUAUUUGUAAUAUUCUAUUUGUCUUGCAAUCAAUCUCUCUGUAGUGGUGUCCAUUGUUUAAAUCAACCUGUCUAUAUGUCCAUCCCUCCGUCUGUCUGUCUAUAUAUCUGUAUGUCUGCUUGGCUAUCUAAUAUCUAUCUGUCUUUCUAUCUAUCAAUCUGUCUGUCUGUCUGAUUGUCUAUCUAUCUAUUUGUCUGUUUGUUUGUCUGUCUGUCUGCCUGUCUACCUGUAUGUCUGCUUUGCUUUCUAAUAUCUCUCUAUCUACCUAUCAACUAUCUAUCUGUCUGUCUGUCUAUCUAUCUAUAUAUAUAUAUUUCUGUAAGUUGUAUUACUUUCCAUUCCCAGCUAUUUUUUUUCAGCAUAUCUACUCUCCUGUUUUGCUUCUAAGGAAUUCAAAAAGACCAAGGAAGCCGUGAAAAGAUUCAUUUUGGCUUACAAGAUAAUGUUGGAUUUCUUUGGUUUAAAAUUGAUGGACAAGAAUGGAAAUGUCUCACGAGCAGCAAACUGGCAAGAGCGAUUUCAGCAUUUGAAUGAGUAUGUUAUUUUUUUAAUUAUUGCCAGAUUACUUUACAUUACCCUAAAGACAAAUUCUGUCAUUUUGUUCCAUCUUCUUGGAAUGCCUCUUAUGAAUAGAUAUUAUGAAUAGUUUCCCACAUUUAUGGUUUAAUUAUUCACAGUUCUGGAUCAUAUAAUCAUGUUUUAGAUUGGAAUAUUUUCUAUAUUGUUGGGUUCAAUAGUAUAAAAAGGUUAGAAGUGAACGCCUCCCUUACUAUAAUUUGAGGGCACCUUGCAUAUUGUAAUGGGUUGAAAAGAAAAGAACUACUGAUGCAGCAACUACCUUCACUUGCAAAUAUGUCAAUUUCAAAAUAUUUUUCUAAGGAUAUAAGCCAGAUGGUUUCAAAGUAUGGUGCUCAUUACUCAACUACUAGGUAGUUGUAUCAUGGAGUAAAGGUGUUUAUUAUAAUUGCUGUUAGUGCAUUUCAAUGUCUUAAGUGGGACUUUCAAGAACUGUACCAUUAGGGAUUCGCAGCCAAAUGGGACCCAAUCUAAAGAGUUACAUGCAUUGAUUUAACAGAAUUUCAGAUGACCUUUACUGAGAUGAGAUUCACUAGAACAAUAUGUCAGUAAAGUCUGUGAAAUAACUUAGCAUCCAUUAUGUGCCUUUAAUUUUAAUAUUUGCAACUAUUAUCUGAUUUAGUUAAAGAUAGUGACAAAUGUAAGAAACAUUAUGUUCUAUGUCACACAUAAUGCACUUUUACAGUUUCUCACAGUACAGGUUUUAGCUUCCCCUUAUUACCGUAAUACUAAAAUUACUGCCAUCUUUUGUCAUCCAUACAAUUAUACAUCUCAAUGUGCUUUUUGCUCAAAGAAAAACAUAGUAUCAAAAGAAAGUAAAAGUAUUAAUAAAACAAUGCAGAAUAUCUUCUGGCUCUUCGAACGUGCUUACAUUUUAAUCCUUUGAUCACCUGGUAAAAUUUGAUUUCCAGGUGUAGUUAAAAAAAAUAAAAAUAAAAAUAAUAUAUAUAUUAAAUACAGUGAAACCAGUACAGGGUAGGUGGAGGAGACUGUGAUGGGAUCUUAUUAUAAAUCCCUAACCAUGAGAUGGGCUCCCAUCUACUGGUGGAUUAGAAUGGAUGUUGCCAUAAGCAUUGAAUGAGCAACUCAUAACCCUCCUUUCCCAGCCAUGUCCUUUUUUCCCCUCCCCUCCCCCUCUUUUAUUUUCCUUGAUUUUCUUAUUCCUCUUCCCUACUCUUACACACUAUUUGCUAACUUUGUUGGAAUGAUAUCUUACUUUCCAAAUUCCCUGAUGCUACAAAAUGGGCACCACAUUGAUCCCAAUCAUUGGGUUAAAGCGAAAUUCCAGCUUCUGAGUUACCUACAUUGUACAAUCACAAAUGUAUCUUUGGGUAUAGUGAUAGCAGUAUCAAGAUAUGAUUUAUGUCUUGCUUUGUUAUUUCUGUAAACAUUGAUCCUUUGUCUAACUACUUUCUGUAAAAAAAAGUUAAAUAAAGAUUGUAAAAAAAAAAAAAAAAAGAAGUGCAGUAAAACCGGAGAAUUAAAAAAGAAGCCUAAAAAUGCAAUUUUGGUUUUACAGUUAUAGAAAUGAAGACUAAGAAUUAAGCUACAAUUUAUUGUGCAAGCAGUGCUGUUUUGCACAAAGGUAAAGAAGUUAAGCAAUUAUUAAAAUACAUUCUAAAUUGAAUUGGACUUAAACAGAACUUUCUGGUCUGCUCCAAUAAGGCUGCGGUUAAGUAGCAACUUUUAAUAGCAUAUUUAGCGGGUACGUUACAGUAACAGAUGGUCAACAGUGUAGAAAGUGGCAGAAAUGUCAAGAAGAAUUACUUAGUGACCUUUGAAUUUAGUAUUAAUUAACAAACUGGUCACUUUGAGUUGCCUAGUUUCAGUGUAGUGAUGAGAAUGAAAAGAAUGUAAGAAGAAGAAUUUGGUAUGUAAAAACUGGUUAAGGAACCAAAUUAGCCAAACAAGGGCAUGAAAAUGGGACAAACAGUAUACUGUGAAAUAUAUACAGAACAAAAUAUUAUGUAUAUACACUGAUAGGAGUAUUUUCCCACCAUUUGGUUCACAGAUCAAUCCAGAAAAAAAUAACCUAUUAAGGGAAACAGAGCGUAUAAAAAAAAAAAAUCCACUUUUAUAUAUUUGUUAAAUAUUUAAUAAAUUAAUAUCUAACUAUAGAUUUUCUUUAUUGCGCCUCCUUUUUCCCUCUAUUGGUCACUUCUAAAAUGAUCUGUGAUUAAAAUUUAUAUUUAGUGACUGUUACAUAGAAACAUAGAACGUGACGGCAGAUAAGAACCAUUCGGCCCAUCUAGUCUGCCCAAUUUUCUAAAUACUCUCAUUAGUCCCUGGCCUUAUCAUAUAGUUAGGAUAGCCUUAUGCCUAUCCCACGCAUGCUUAAACUCCUUUACUGUGUUAACCUCUACCUCUACCACUUCAGCUGGAAGGCUAUUCCACUACCCUCUCAGUAAAGAAAUACUUCCUGAUAUUAUUUUUAAACCUUUGCCCCUCUAAUUUAAGACUAUGUCCUUGUGUUGUGGUAGUUUUUCUACUUUUAAAUAUAGUCUCCUCCUUUACUGUGUUAAAUCCCUUUAUGUAUUUAAUUGUUUCUAUCAUAUCCCCCAUCUCGUCUUUCCUCCAAGCUAUACAUGUUAAGAUCCUUUAACCUUUCCUUGUAAGUUUUAUCCUGCAAUCCAUGAGCCAAUUCAGUAGCCCUUCUGUGAACUCCCUGUAAAGCAGGGGUAGACAACCUGGUCCCUACCGCCCACUAGUGGGCAGUUUGGGAUUUCAGGUGGGCGGUGGUGGGUUCUGCAGAAAAUGCCCAGUGGGCCUCCAUGGCUGCAAACCAAGGCCUGUAAGGAAGAUCCUUUUAUCUCACCUACCUGCCUUGCUGUAAGCACUCUCAGGCUAGUGAAGAGAUCAAAGAUCUCCCUCACUGGCCCACUGACACUUAGUUUCAGCAGAGGGAGGGAAGGGCCUGGGAGGCUCUGUGGUCCUCCCAUGAGCAGGCUGGUCAAAGCGUUGAUGCGCGUUACCGUGGCAACCCUCCGAUUCAAUGCUGUGCUCGCAGGAGGGCAGGAGAGUCAGCCUGCAGUAGGAGGAGCUGCAGGAUAUAGUGAACAUGCCACCACUGGGCCACCAGGGUUGGCAUCAUUAUGUCCCCACUCCCUGGUAAGAGGAAGGGAGGGGGAGACAUUAAGAUAGAUUUUCUUAGGCUUCGGGAGAGGCCCUGAGGGGGGGAGGAUAGAGACGGGGAGAAGGGAUGGGAGUUCUACAAACGACCCUAACUGAAAGACAGAUGGAACUGCAAAUGACAAUUGUUAUUACCAAAGAGAAAUUGUUACAUUUAAAAGGUUAUAUUUCUUUUCACUCUACUUACCAAUAAUGUAAAAACAAAAAGAAAAAUUUACAGAAUGUAACAAGACACCAAACUAAUGUAUAUUGUCAUAGCUACCUUCGCAAGUCAUAUCCAUACUCUGCAAUGAUACAGUGACUGUCAAAAGCAUUGGCUUCUGCGCAGGCCUAAUUGUACGCAAUAUGUUACACUCAUGUCAACCAAAAAUAAAGAUUUAAAAAAAAAAAAAAAAAGAUAGAUGUUCACCUCUCAUCAACCUACAAACAGCUUAGACCCUAUGCACUCUUCACACACAAACAAACACUACACCUCUCACACACACUACAUCCAUCACAUACACAGCCCCCUACACACACACACUUUCCCCUACACACAUACACUGCCCCUACACAGACACACUCUACCCCCCCACAGACACUACACCCUCACACACUGCACUCAUCACACACACACUGCCCCCUCACAUACGCACAGGAACCCUUACACAUGCACAGCACCUUCCACACAUGCACAGAAACCCUCGCACACACACAGCAACCCUCACACACACACUGCACCCUUCACAUAAAGCACCCUUCACACACAGCACCUCACAGACACACAUAGAAAAAAAAGUAAAAUAGAAAAUAGAAAAAAAGGGAAAAAAUAGAUACAUUUAAGUACAUAUUUUAAAUAAAAACCCCUCCUUUCUAAAAAAUAAAAAAAUAAAUCGCACUUGCGCUAUGAAAUUAGUUACCACGGCACUGGUGGGCGGCAAGGAAAUUUUACCAUCAACAAAAAUACAAAAGUGGGCGGUAGGUAUUAAAAGGUUGACUACCCCUGCUCUAAAGUAUCAUUAUCCUUCUGGAGAUACGGUUUCCAGUACUGCGUACAAUACUCCAAGUAAGGUCUCACCAGUGUUCUGUACAAUGGCAUGAGCACUUCACUCUUUCUACUGCUAAUACCUCUCCCUAUACAACCAAGUAUUCUGCUAGAAUUUCCUGCUGCUCUAUUACAUUGUCUGCCUACCUUUAAGUCAUCAGAAAUAAUCACCCCUAAAUCCCUUUCCUCAGGUGUUGAGGUUAGAACUCUAUAAAAUAUUAUGUCCAAGAUCUUGCACUUAUCCACAUUAAAUGUCAGUUGCCACUACUCUGAACAUUUUUCUAGUUUACUUAAAUCAUUUGCAUUUUGGUUUAUCCCUCCUGGAACAUCAACCCUGUUACAUAUCUUAGUAUUAUCAGCAAAAAGACAUACCUUACCAUCAAGACCUUCUGCAAUAUCACUAAUAAAAAUAUUAAAGAGAAUGGGUCCAAGUACAGAUCCCUGAGGUACCCCACUGGUGACAAGACCAUGCUUCGAAUAUACUCCAUUGACUACAACCCUCUGCCUGUCACUAAGCCACUGCCUAACCCAUUCAACAAUACUGGAAUCCAAACUUAAAGAUUGCAGUUUAUUGAUACGCCUUCUGUGUGCAAUAGUGUCAAAAGCCUUACUGAAAUCUAGGUAAGCAAUGGCAUAUGCACCACCCUGAUAUAAUAUUUUAGUUACCCAAUAAAAAAAUUAAAAAACAACAAGAUUAGUUUGGCAUGAUCUCCCUGAAGUAAACCCAUGUUGUCUCUGAUCUUGAAAUCCAUGUGAUUUUAGAUAUUCAACAAUCCUAUUCUUUAACAUUGUUUACAUUACUUUCCCCACUACUGAAGUAAGGCUUACUGGCCUAUAAUUGCCCGACUCCUCCCUAUAACCUUUCUUGUGAAUGGGCACAACAUUCGCUAACUUCCAAUCUUUUGGGACAACUCCUGUUAACAAUGAUUGGUUAAAUAAAUCUGUUAAUGGUUUUGCUAGUACACCGCUAAGCUCUUUUAAUAACUUUGAGUGUAUUCCAUCAGGUCCCAUUGACUUAUUUGUCUAAUUAUAGUUCAGACUGAGACAAAUCUCCAAUUCUAAUGUGAAUGAAGGGAUCUAUAGUCAAAAAGAAAUUGAAAAUAUUAAGGUCUGAAGAAGAGACAAGUUGUUUUGAUGGGGUAGAUGGUUUGAUGAGUUGUUAAAAGAGGACUCCAAUCAUCAUUAUUAUUAUUAUUAUUGUCAUUUAUAUAGCACCAACAGAUUCCGUAACGCUUUACAAUAUUAUAAGAGAGGGGAUUUAACCACAAAUAGGAUAAUGACAAGAAAACUUACAGGAACGAUAGGUUGAAGAGGACCCUGCUCAAGCGAGCCUACAGUCUAUAGGAGGUGGGGUGUAAAACACAAUAGGAACGGAAAUAGCAAUCAAAUGGGUGUCAUCAGCGUACAGGGGAUAGUGGAAUCCAAAAGAGGUAAUAAGUUUGCGAGGAGAGGCAGUAUAAAGAGAAAAUAGAAGGGGACCAAGCACGGGGCAUGUUUAAGGUCAGCAGGGGCAAUGCCAGAAGAGAGAGAGCAGUUGAAUAUGUGUGUUAAGGAAGGCACAAGACAAGGGGAGAGGGAUCUGAUAAGGUGAGAUGGGACAGGAUCAAACGGGCAAGUGGUGGGGCAGCCACCUCUUGUUCAUUAGCCGGGGAGAAAGUCUGAAGGGUAGAAAAGGCAUGAUCUACGUGUGGUUGAGAAAGAGAAAUGCAGGGUGGGGAGAAUGCUUUCCUUAGCUGUUCAAUCUUGUCGGUAAAGUAGCAUGCAAAGUUAUCGACUAUAAGGUUAGUUUGAGGAGUGGCCACAGCAGGGCAAAGGAGAGAGUUAAAGGUGUCAAAGAGUGCCUGGGAUUGUGGGAGCAUUAACUAAUGAGAGAGGAAAAGUAUGGCUGUUUGGCGAGGGCAAGGGCUGCGCUGUAUGUACCUGAUAUGAAUCUAUACUGGGUGCGAGACUUCCUCCAGGAGCGUUCAGCACAACAGGAGCAUUUUUGCUAGUAGCGUGUUGAUUUAGCAUGCCAUGGUUGGGGGUGUGUCCUCCUUGAGGUGCAUGUUUGGAGCGAGGCUGCAGCGUUCAAGACAGAGGGGAGGGUAGUGUUAUAUGUGGAGAUGGCCAGUGAGAGACAGGAGAGGAAAGGGAUUGAUAGGAGUUGUAAAUCAAUAUCAAAUCAGCUGACAGCUGCUGGAGGUCAAUAGAAUUAAGGUUCCUCCUGAGUUGAGGGGGGCUUAGGCUGAGGUUGUUGGAUGAGGGGGUAUUCGAGAGCAAAUGAUAAGAGGUGGUGGUCAGAGAGGGGAAAUGGAGUGUUGGAGAUAUUAGACACUGUACAUUCAUAAGAGAAAAUUAGGUUGAGGGUAUUGCCAGCUGCAUGGGUGGGAGAAUUAGCCCACUGCAAUAGCCCAAGGUAGGAAGUAAUUGAAAGUAGUUUAGAGGCUGCUGAGGUCAGGGGUUAGUUAAUGGGAAUACUGAAGUCUCAGAGAAUUAGGUAUGGUAUGUUAGAGGAGAGGAAGUAGGGUAGCCAGGCAGCAAGGUGGCCAAGGAAGUGGAGAGGGGAACAAGGAGGGUGAUAAAUAAUGGCAAUGUUAGCGGAGAAGGGUUUGAAAAGGCAAAUCAAAUGGAUUUCAAAUGAAGAGAAAGAGAAGAAAGAGGGUGGGUAGUGGUUUGAAGGAGCAGUGAGGCGAAAGAAGAAACCCUGCACUACCGCCUUUACAUUCAGAGUGUCUUGGGUUGUGGGUAAGUUGAAGGCCACCAAAAGAUAAAGAUGCAGGGGUAGCAGUGUCAGAGGGGGAGAGCCAUGUUUCUGUUAAGGCUAGUAAGUCUAUGGAAUAAGAGAUGAAGAGGUCAUGGACAGCAAUGGAUUUCGUAAUAUUGCAAACAGAGCGUGCAUUCCAGCGGGCAGUAUUGAAGGAGCAUUUAGAGGAAGAGUAACAUGAGAUGGGUAUGAGAUUUUUGUGGUUCCUUGAGUUAGUACGUGGUGGGUUUGCCGAGGUGAGACCAAGGUUUGGAGAGACAUCACCAGCUGCUAGUAGCAGAAGGAUAGAAAGGAAGUGAAGGUGGGAGUAGGAUUUGAAAGUUUUGUAAGAGAGUAUGUAUAUAGAGGAUAUGGGAGGAGUUGGUGGAGAUAGGCUGGAAAGGUACAUGUAGAGUGCAUGGGAUGAAUAGAGAGGGGAGGGGAGUAAAGUGGGGGCAAUGAAGAUCGUGUCACCAGGGACAGGUGAGCAGAAGGCUAGGGAUAUUUUGGUGAUAAAAGAAGUUAGAGUUAUAGGCACAGUUAAUAAAACAGUGCAGUCACUAACAAAUAAAACUUUAAUCUUGGAACAUAAAAUAGCUGCCCUAGAAGACAGAUCAAGACAAUUUAAUCUAAGACUUAGAGGAAUACCUGAAGAUAUAACAACGGAGAAACUAAAAGACUAUUUAUGCAGCCUAUUCAAAGAAGUCUCUCCUGAGACAACUGAUUAUCAAAUAGAAAAAUUUCAUCGAAUACGAAAACCUAAUAUAAUCGCAGCACAUCUCCCAAGAGAUGUUAUAGUGAGCUUCUGUUCACUUUCAGCUAAAAACAACUUGAUUAAAGCCAGACGUAUUAACCCUUUAGAAAAUUCUGCCUAUAAAGAUAUAUAUUUUUUGCAAGAUCUAUCUUAUUUUACUAGAACAUGGAGGAAGUCUUUCUCAACUCUUACGGAUUUUUUGAGGAAAAAGGACAUUAGAUUUCAGUGGAAUACUCCGGCUUCCUUGAAAUUCACUUGGAGACAAGAAAGACUUUCCUUCACUGAUUCGGACGAAGCAAAGAGUUGGUUAGCAAGAAUUCAAAUAUGAAAACAACUAGACUGUGGAAGUGGAAUAAAAGGGGAGGAAGAAAAGAGAGAGAAAAGAUAUAUAUUUUUUUUUUCUCAGAAGAACCUAUUUAAAUCCUAUGAUAUAUGUAAUUUUUAAACAACAACUAUAAGAAGGAAGAGAAUCUAUUAUCAUAACGAUAUAUCAGAAAAGUAGUUCUAAUAUGCACAUGGUUGGAGCUUAGGUUAUUUGCAAUGCAUAAAAAUGCAUGAAGACAAUGUGUUGUGGGAUAGAAGGUUAGAAAGAAGAGAGAGAGAAGGGAGGAAGAGAAAAGGAAAAUAAUUUUUUUUCUCUCUCUCUCUCUCUUUUGUGAUAAAAUUAGUAAUUUGGCUUAGGACAUUAAAAGGUUAUGCAAAUGCAGAUAUUUUUAUACAAAUUAAGCAGAAAAAGUACUUUAAAAAGUUUUUAUUCAUUAUAAGAUUAUAUUAGAUAAGUACCUCUUAUAUUUCUAUGUACAUAUUGUUGCAGUCUAGGAUAUCCGUAACGCAUAAAAAUAUAUGAAAAUAAUGUGAAGUUGAUGAAGUAAAAGGAGACAUAAUAGUUAUUAUAAAUAUCUGUUCACAUUCUAGUUAGGAGGGGAGGAAGGAAGAGGAAAGAAAAAAGAAGGGAAAAAGGGAAAAGGGAACUACUCAUUAGGCUGUUAAUAUAUGGAUGUAUGGGAACAAUGUGACAGACCAUGUUAUAAAAUAGACGCUUGUAAUAUACUUCACUUAACUUUUAUUCAUUUUGGAAUGAUUUCAUUUAAGCUGUUUAUUAAGGUUUUUUUUAUUUUAUGUUCAAUUAGAAAAAUCUGACUAAGAUGUGUGAUAGAUAGAAUAGAUUGACAUUGAGAUGGGUCUUUCAAGAUUUGAAGAUUGUUUAGGUAUAUUUUAGGAAUUAGAAGUAAAGGAAAAAGUGGUGUGGUUCAAUAAGGACAAAUUUGAUAGAAACUAAAUAUGUUUGUAUGUGCACAAGAUUGAAUUAGAAAAAUUGUAUGGAUUGACUCGUUCACUAUUGCACACAAAGGGAACAGAAAAAAGGAUGGAGAAAGGAGAGACAGGGAAAAAGAAAGGACACACGGAAAUAAUGUAAUGAAACACGAUGAUAAAUAGGUUAUUAUAAAUAUUUUUCACUUAACUGACACCUAUCUUAGAUUAAUUAUAUUCAAUUGAUUGAUUAGGUUUUUUUUUUUGUUUUUUUUCUGAAGACCCAUUUAAAAUGCGCGACAGAUAAAAUAGAUGAAUAUUGAGAUGAGUCUUUAAGCUUGAAGAUCACUCGUUUAUACUUUAUUGUACAUAGGAUAGAACAACUGGAAGUGAUGAGGGAGGAAAAAAAGGAGGUAAAGAGAAGGGAGGCCUUUUUUUUUUUUUGUAGCCAUAAUAUUUGGUGAAAAAAUAGAGGUAGAAAUAAUUCAACAAAUACAAGAUGUAGAAGGCAGAUUUUUGAUAAUAAUAUGUAAAAUCAAUUCUAAGAUAUUCACACUUUGUAAUGUUUAUCUCCCAAAUUAUUCACCAGCUUCUUACUUAAGAUCUAUCCUAGAAAAAAUAGAAGAAGUAAAAGUAGGAAAUUUAAUAUUGGCUGGAGAUUUUAAUGCAGUCAUUGAUCCACAAUUAGAUAAAAAAAACUAUGAGAGGAGUCAAAAUAAAUAAGAUGGUAGUUAAACAAGCUAAAUCCUUAAAAAACAUAAAAGAUGAAUUUAAUUUGUUCGAUAUCUGGAGAAUCCAUAAUCCAAAUCUGAGAGAUUAUACACACUUCUCUAAAGUCCACUUUUCUUAUUCAAGGUUGGACAUGAUCUGGACUGAUCCUAAUCUUAUCGAUAAAGUUCAAAAAGUAAAUAUAAACGAAACAGUUUGGACAGAUCAUAACGGUGUAGUAUGUGUAAUUGAAGUAGGAAAAAAUUUAAAAGAGCCAUACAGUUGGCGUUUAAAUGAUAGUUUGCUCCGUUUUGAAGCGAAUAAAAAAUCUAUGGAAAUAGAGGAUAUCGAUCCAUCCAUUUUGUGGUGCGCCUUUAAGGCAGUAAUAAGAUGUCAUUUUAUUAAACUCCAAAGCCAAACUGAUAAAAGUAUUAGUCUAUCUUACCUUUAUGGUCAGUUAGGGAAGCUGACUCAAAACAACAAACAUAACCCAACAGUUGAAAAUUCUGAAGAAAUAUUAGCAAUAAAGGAUAAAAUUAACCAAAAAUUAAUGGAAAGAACGGUUAAAAGUUUAGAUAGAUUAAAAUUAAAAUAUUAUUCUAAGGGUAACAGAGCCGAUAAACUGUUAUCACAAAAAUUAAGAAAACAAAAGGGUAUAAAUAAAGUAGAAAAACUUAUAAAUAAUGGAACAACUGUAGUAACUCCAAAACAAAUAGGACAACAAUUCAAUGAUUUUUAUAGUAAGUUAUAUAACAUUCCUCAAACUACGACAGAUGAAGAUAUAAAAAAAUAUCUAGAAAAAAUAAAUAACUUUAAAUUAACAGAAUCACAAAGUGAAGCAAUAAAUAAAGAUAUAACUAUGGACGAAAUAAUGAAAGCUAUAAAUAAUUUGGAGGAGUAUAAAACCCCAGGUCCAGAUGGAUUUAGUAAUUUAUUCUACAAAAUAUUUAAAGAACUAAUUUGCCCUUAUAUGACUAAUGCCUUUAACAGUGCAGCUAAAAGAGGAUCUCUCCCAACAGAUAUGUUAAAAGCUAAUAUUUUACCAAUUCUAAAACAAAAUAAAAACCCUACUGAUGUUAAAAAUUACCGUCCAAUAUCCUUGAUAGAUGUUGACACCAAACUAUACGCUUCAGUGUUGGCCGCUAGAGUUAAAAAACUUAUACCACUGAUCAUACAUCAAGAUCAAAUAGGUUAUGUCCCUGGAAGAAACUCUUAUACAAGUAUUAGGAAAAUUGUCAACAUCUUAGAUGACGCUAAUAGAAAUAGAGUUCCAGUUUUGGCUCUGUCGAUUGAUGCUGAAAAAGCAUUCGACAGAGUCAACUGGAUUUAUUUGGAUGCUGUACUGUCGCAUUACGGUCUUGACAGUUGGAUUAAGAAAGCCAUCAUGGCCCUUUAUGCAAAUCCAUCAGCAUGUACUAAAGGACCAAAUAUUAUAGCCCCAUGGUUCCAACUGAAAAACGGCACACGACUUUCACCGUUAUUAUAUUUGCUUUCUAUUGAACCAUUAGCCGAGAAUAUUAGAAACAAUAAAAAAAUCUAUGGCUAUAAAACAUUAGAUGUAGAACAGAAAUUAAGUCUAUAUGCUGAUGACAUCUUAAUUACCAUAACAAAACCGGAAAUUUCAUUAGAUUUUUUAAUGUCAGAAAUUGACAGUUAUAGUAAAAUAUCUAAUUAUAAAUUAAAUAUAAAUAAAUCCAUGAUUCUGGACAUAAAUUUGGAUGAACAAACUAAAAAUAAGAUCAAAGGUAGAUAUAAUUUUUUAUGGGUCGAAAACAACAUGGACUAUUUGGGAGUUAAACUGACUAGAGAUGUAAAUAAAAUAAUGGAAAUAAAUUUCUUGGAUUUACUACAAAAUCUUAACAAAUGGCUGAAAAAUCGAAGAAAUUUAGAAAUAUCUUUCUGGGGAAGGAUAAAUGUAGUUAAUUCAUAUGUCAUUCCAAAAUGGAACUAUAUGUUCCAAAUGUUGCCAUUAAGUAUUUCUAACCAGUGGUUGGAAUUAAUACAGAAAAGUUUCACUCAGUAUAUCUGGAAAGGUAAAAAACCAAGAUUGAGUCAAUCAACACUAACACAAAAACUGAAUAGAGGAGGACUGGCCUAUCCUCUAAUAUCAAAUAACUACAGGGCAGAGGUAAUUUUACAUAUAUAUAGGAUGCAAGUAGAAGAAAACAAAAAUGAAAGUUGGUAUAAAACAGAACUUAUUGCAGGAGGAGCUCCUAGCUUGGAUUGUUUAAUUUGGAACACCACUACAUUUUUUCAAAAAAAAGAUUAUCCUAGCAUAACGUUAACACACUUAAUGAAUAGUUGGCUUAAAAUUAAAAAGACCCUAAAAAUAGAAAACAAAAUUCCAACUUAUCUAAAAUUAGAUCUUGUAGAACAACAAGUCGCAGAUAUAAAUUUAAAAAACUGGAAUCAAGCAGGAAUUUUGCGACUGUCUCAACUACUUGUAAAAGAUAAAAUUAAAACUUUUGCUCAAUUAACACAGGAAUAUAACUUACCAACAAAAGAGCUGUUUAACUAUUUAAGACUUAAAAGUUUUUUGACAACACAUCUAAUUGUAUCAAAUACUAAUUUGAAUAAUGUGUUAAAUAUACUUUUCAAUACAGACAAGAUAAAUAAACCACUCUCAAAAGCUUUGGUAUUAAGCAAAAUGUGCAAUAAAGUUAAAACUCCAACAGCUAUAACUGCCUGGAAAGAAGAAUUGAAUAUGGAUAUAAAUAUCAGGCAUUGGGGUUCCUCAUUGACAGAAGUUUUGAAGUAUAUACACUCGUUAAAUCUACUAGAAACUCAUUUUAAAGUCAUAAAUAGAUGGUACUUAGUACCAGACAAAUUGAACAAAAUGUACUCUUCAGCAAACCAUCUAUGUUGGAGAUGUGGUAUAAAUACAGGCACUUUUAAGCAUAUUUGGUGGGAGUGUAGCAAAUUGAAUAAUUUGUGGUUUAAUAUUCAAAAGUUUGUAUCCGUAGACUUGAACCUUGAGUUGAGGCUCUCUCCGGAGACUGUUUUGCUCCAUUUAAACUGGCCGGCAAUGACAAAGGAUUCGAAAAUUAUUCUUAUCCAUCUUUUUUUAGCAGGAAAAAUUGUGAUUGCUAGAAGAUGGAAAAAUGAUAGAGAAGUUCCUUGGGAUCAAGUUAGAGCCCAGCUUAAGUUUCAAGUAAAAAUGGAAGUGUUAUUGAGCAAACAAAAAUUAAGUAGGAAAACAACAAUUUGGACGAAAUGUUGGGAGAAGAUUGAUAAAUAGAGGGUUUUUUUUUUAUAUAAAAUUCAAAGUGAAUAUUAAGGCUAUCUGUUAAUGCUUUGGACAGUAUAAUAUAAUAUAUAAUAUGAGAUAAAACAUACACUUUUACUCGAUGAGUUUCUUCCCUUCUCUCCUGCUGCACUGUCUUGUCUAUGUAGAUGUGUAAGUCUAAAAUAUUGUUAGUUUUUGGUUAAUUGAAAUGUGUAAGGGAACAUCUUAUGGAUGAAUAUCUUAAAUAGGAAAAUAGUUUCUUUACCAUUUGUAUGUAACUGUUGUAUUGUAUUGUCUUUUUUAUGGAAAAAAAGAAAAAAAGGGGGGAAACCCUUUAAAUAAAGAUGAAUUAAAAAAAAAAAGUUAGAGUGAAAGUGAAAAAUAGAAGGGAGAACAUUAUUUAGAGAAAAUGUGCUUUGUUGUAUAGAUAUGAAGAUUAUACAUAUAUAUAUACACACACACACAUAUACCUAUAAGUGUUUAAACCAUGGUUAAGGAUUCAGUUUGUUAACAGAGUAAUUUUAGGUGAGGAGAGGUUUAGUGAAUUGAUUGGUGUGUUUUGAAAACCAGCUGAUCUGCACUAUCUAUAAGUAUGGUAAUGACCAUUGGGUGGGAUCUUGCGGGGAGGGUGGGCCACCUUCCAGAGAUGAUACCUCUGCUUAGGCUUUUCUGCAAUGCCUGGUUACUUUUCAGAUCUAGGAGUUGCUAAUCAAUGCUGCUAUUUGGGGCCCAGUCUGAAAUAAAAAGGUAAGGGUUAGAAAAAAACAAAACAAAUGCACUUACAUGCUAGAGGGAGUGGGGUAUAGUGACACAAAGGGUAUAAGUAGGGGUAAUGAAAUAGGUUGCUUAAAAAGUAAUCAUCUUAUUGUCUGAGAAAAUUAGCUUAAAUAGACACUCCGGUCACCAAAACAACAUAUUCUCAAAUGGUUUCAUCCCAAAGUGUGCCUCCAGCACUGAUCUGCACGUUCCCCAGACGGCAUCUGACUUCUAAAUCUCAGAUUCAGGAAGUGUGGAGUGCCUCUAGGCAGUGGUGCCGAUGACUGACUUAGAGCGGUCAGUUGAUGCUCUAAGCCAAUCAGUAGCUCCCCAUUGAUAAAGUUAUGUUUUUUUUCUUUUUAUCAAUGGGGAGCUGUUGAUUGGUUAGAAGAAGCUAAAUGGAGUGUAGGAAACACAAAAUAUCAAUAUAUCCUAUGUCAGGGCUUGAUAAAUGUGCUUGUGUAGUGGUUCUGGUGUCUAUUCUAAUGUAUACUCUGCCUUUUCAGAAAAUAAGGCGGUGUUUACAUUUCUUCCUAGUAACACAGGUGGCAGUCACUCAAGAGGUCACUACAGGUGCUUCUUAGUCCAGUGCGGCACCUACAUUUAGCACUGAAUGCUCCCCAUAGCGAUUGGGUUGGCUGAGAUUAUCAAGACUGUUUAUCUCUACCAUGGUGGCAGAACCCGCCAUGGUGAGACUGGCACAACUUGGGUAAAAAUACCUUUCACAUGCAAUCAGAGAGGGGCAGGUCAUCUAAACAGACACACUCACUGACAAAUUCACACACUCACUGACAGACACACACAUUUUCUCAUACACUCACUAAUUAUUGUUAUUUAUUUUUUAAAUUUUAAUCUAGCCUACCCACAGUGAAUACUGUCAAUGGGGUCUAGUAUGGCUGCUGUAAUCUUCCUGUAAUCUUCCUGCUCUUACUGCUCUGCUACCUGCUCCUAUUUAGUGAUACCGGGGCCAGAAUACUGUCAUAUCCUGGCUGCCAUCAUCACAGCAGGACACCUCACCACCCAGCUCCAUUCUCCCUCAGCCGCUGAACGGGCUGACAAACUCCCAGACACCAGGGCAAAAUUUAUAGUCACCAUGGCAACCUGACGCCUGGGAUUUGUCGAGUCCUGUCCUAUGUUAUUUACCAAACAUUUUUUUAAACUAUUAGUUACCAGACUUCUAGACGAUGUGUUAAUAAGAAAGCAUUCUCUGUAUCGUAGAGUUGAUCAGAUCCUCACUUAUUGCAUCUAUUACAGCUGAUUAUCACUGGAUAGAUAGAAUGUCAUGACACAAGAUCAGAAUGACAAUUAAUUUUUUCAAGACUUUCAGUGUAAUUUGCUGAUUUAUGUAUAGCACACUGUAGCCUGGAGUCAUGUUGCAUUAAAAAAAACUCUAUAAUAGUAAAAAUAAAUAUAUGUAUUUUCAAUGUUAAAGUAUGACUUACUGUGUUUAGAUUACUGGCUUUUUCAAUUUUAUUUAAAAAAUAAACGUUAAAUAAAGCUGUAAUUCCAUGUUGGGGCAGUCUAUACUGUGCAACAGCUCCACCUAUCUGUAAUGAUUACUUCUAAAUAACUGGGGACAUAGGACUCGCUGCCACUAUAGUGAAGUACUGAAUCAAAUGCAUCUCUCUAAGAGGUAUUGAACACAUUCGGUGUCAUCAUGCUGCGCAUGAUGAUGCCCAAAGUGAAGACCUUCAAUAACAAUUGUGUUCAAGGUGUGUUUUCAAGGCGUGUUUUAAGCAAAAUGUAAGCAUUGCUGUUUGUCAUAAAUAGCAAUGAUUUACAUUGUCAGACAAAGAAGCAAAUCUAAGAGUCAGAUUUGACCAUCAUUUAGUAAUUUAAAAAUAUGUUAUUCCUUACUACAGUGAUAGAAAACUGUUUUAGAAAACUAGCAUUUGUCGAACUCAUGUCAUUUACAGUACACUUAACUUUUCUUUUUAUAGGUCUCAGCACAAUUACUUGAGAAUUACCCGCAUAUUAAAAAGUCUUGGGGAGCUUGGCUAUGAGAACUUUAAGUUUCCUCUUGUGAAACUCUUCCUCCGUGAGUCAGUUGUUGAAAACACAAUCCCAAACAUGAAACAAAGCGCUCUGGAAUACUUUGUAUAUACAAUAAAGGAGAGAAGGCAGAGGAGGAGACUUUUGCGUUUUGCUUAUCGCCAUUACCAACCUCCUGAACACUUUAUUUGGGGUCCACCUAGAAGACAGAAAUUGAACGAAUACAAAGUAAUUAAAAAAUCAACACCUCCAACGAGAUCUCAGAAAAAGCCUCUCCAAAAAUCAAAAGAUACAGAGAGUUUGUGUAAACCUGAAAUUUCAGUACUGACUGACUCAAAAACUGAAGUACUAGCUAAACAAUCAACUGAAAAUACCUUUGUCGAAGAAGCAGUAACAAUCAGUGAAGAAGCAACGGAAAGUGAAAAUGGUUCAAAAGAACAUUGUGACAAUGAAGAAACAACUGUCACAUCUCUUGAGAAUGCAUUGGAUAGACAGGAUGCUGUAACUAACAACACUAUGACAUGUGAUAUACGUGAUGUUGUUAUAGUGGACUCAACAGAUGUGGAAAGCAAGGACUGCUUAUGUAGCCUUUCACCUGCUAAUCCUAACACAGUUGAGCUGACAGUACCUGCAGGAGAAAAUCUAGAACCUACACUUGAGAGAAAAGAUGAGGCAAAGUAGAAAGACUAGAUGCUAGAUUAUUAUUUUUUUAAUAAAUUACAAGGUGAUAUCCAUAGUAUAUCUAAAAGGAAUUUUGGUAUAUUGUUUCAAGUUGUCGUUUUAAUGGUAAGGUGUACAGACAUUCUGAAUCAGUAAUGUCUAUAUUUUGCACAACCAAAAUACGUUUUUUAUGAGUCAGUCUGGUGCUUCUAAAAUUGCAUAUUAAUGUAAUUCACAACAUUCUAUAGAGGAUGUAUGGGGGAGAACCAUUAUGGGUUGCAAGGCUUCAGAUGACACAUCUGUGUCUGACAGGGUUAUUUACUAAAGUGAGAAUUCAAGGUGACUUCUCAAUGAAUUUCAAAUUUAAGGCCAAUGUAGCUGGCCUGAAAGCCUCGCUGACUUAGGGAAUAUUUCCAAUUUGGCUAUUUUGACCUUAAAUUUGAAAUUCCCUUUAAAUCUACUUUGAUUAUGACUUUAGUGAGUUACUCUGUGAAUGUUAUAUAUUUUUAAAGUCUAGAUUGAAGGUUUUCUAAUUGAAUUAUGUCCACGUAAUAUAUAUUCACAUUCAGUAGAUAUAACCUGUGUCCUGUAGGUUAAGAUGAAUUCAAAUUUCAGUUACCAUAGAUAAUAAAUAUUAUAUUUUUAUUAUUAAUAUUACUACUGUUACUGUGUCACUUGCAUUACCUUUAGUAUACACAUAAGUGGAACUGUUGGACUAUUAAAGUAAAAAUUACUGUUUGCUAAUCACCCAUGUGGUUGCUGUUGGAGUCUGUGUAGUUUUGUGUGUCCUUGCAUUCUAGGUAUCAGAUUGGACAUCAGAAUGCUGACACGUUCACAUUUGCCAUAGAUGCAGUUUUAGUUUUUUAAAUGAUACUGUCACUUCCCAGAUUUUUUAAUAUUAGGUUUACUUUAAGAUACAUGCCAGGCACCAAAACAAGUAAAUCUAAUGAAGUUGUGAUGGUACCAUGAGCCCCCUGGAGGCAUUCUUACCUCAAGGGAUUAAACCAUUCUUGAAAGGCGAUGUUCACUCUCACCAAAAUGACAUCUGGCUUCUGGAUUUUUACUAAAUUUUUCAAAAGGUAUGUUUCUUUCCAAGCCAGUUUAGUAAAUAGGGAUUUAGUGAUUGGCUGAGAGCGUCAGCUGACUACUUUCUUCCAAUAAGUGGCGCCACUGCAAUCUGCACUUCCCAAAUUUUAAAACUCAAAGGCAAGAUGCCGCCUGGGGGGACAUCGUCGCUGGAGGUAACUAUGGGGUUGAACCGUUCAAGAAAAGUUUAACCUCUUGGGGUAAGAAUGCCUCACCAAGGGGCCUCACCAUUUAGAUGUCGUUGCUAUGGUGCUUUGAGUGUCCCUUUAACUUGUAUAUUUAGCAAACAUGUAUUUGUGAGGUGUGAAAAAUAAAAUGUAAAUGUAUAAAUCACACCUCUUUAUCCUGCAACUGGAUGCCUCCCCCUGGGCCCCUUGUCAUUGUUACAAGAUUUACCCUUAGCACGUGGCAGAAAGCAUAAAGAAAGCAUACAUAGAAGAAUUAGAGAUUAGCCUAGCCAGAGGUGUAACUAGAAACCACGGGGCCCAGGUGCGAAAAUUUCCCUGGGGCCCCCCCCGUACGUCUACAUAGAAACAUAGAAUGUGAUGGCAGAUAAGAACCAUUCGGCCAAUCUAAUCUGACCAAUUUUCUAAAUACUACCCCCUGCCACCCUCCCCCUGUACAUCUACCCUCGCCCUCCCAUACGUUCCCACCCCCCUCCACACAUGCAAACAGAUACACAUGCAGACACUCACAUAUACAGAGAAACACACACAUACAGACACACACACAUACAUACAAACACAUACAUACACACACACAGACACAUACAUAGAGACACAGACAGACAUACACACACACAUAUAUACAGACACACAGACAAACAUACACACACAUACAUACAGACACACAUACAAACAGACACACAGACAGACAUACACAUACAUACAGACACACAGACAGACAUACAGACACACAGACAGACAUACACACACAUAAAGACAUACACACACAUACAGACAGACACACAUACAUAUAGACAUACAUACUCGUAGAGAGACACACACAAACACAUACAGACAGACACACACACACAGACAUAUACACACACAUACAUACAGACACACAGACAGACAUACAGACACACAAACAGACAUACAGACUCACAUACAGACAGACACACAUACAUACAGACAUAUAAACACGCAGAGAGACACACACAAACACAUACAGACAGACACACACACAAACAGACAUACACACACAUACAUACAUACAUACAGACAUACACACACACACAUACAUACAUACACACAGAAAGACAGACACUCACAUACAUACAGACACACAGACAGACAGACACUCACAUACAUACAGACAUACAUACACACACACAUACAGAGAUUCAUACAGACACACAUACCUUUCCCUAGGGUCCAUUUGCUCAGCCUGAUGGGAGUCAGAGUUCCCACUCUGGCUCCCUCCUCUCCUUCCUCCUGCGUGGCUCCUGGUUCUUGCUGGGAGGAAGUGACCGGGGCAGUCACUUCCUCCCAGCCUCUGACCUCAUCAGAGGCUGUUAAAGCGCUAACCAGGCCCCCUGAAAAUAAAAGGCAUCAGGUGGCCCUAACAGCAUAGGCCACCCAAUGGUCCCCUUCAAUCCGGCCUUGGCGGUUACACCUCGCGGGCCGGGGCCGCAUUACUUAGCCGGCGGGACCCAUGGUUGCAGGGGUCCGCAGGGCGGCUGGGCUCCUUGGAGUGAUGUUCCCGGUCCCCAGCAACUGCGUUAGUUCCGCCACUGAGCCUAGCCUUGGUGAUGGUAUAGUCUACAUUUUAAUAAAGACAGAAGGCAAAUAUUUGCAUCACUCCCUUUACUGUAAACUCCCAGCAGCAAAGAACAGAACUAGUGAACAAUAAUAAUAGUUAUAAGCGAUUUCAAUGUUUUAUUCAAUAAAAUAUGUUUAGUUUCCAUAGAUGUAAGUAUUAACUUUAAAUCCCAUAGAAUGAUAAAAAAAAAGUUGUGAAGACUAAGCUGAUUAGGGCCUGAUUCAGACCCAAGACCAAGACAGUUAUACUUAAGUAUGGUAAACCCUAUUGACCUCUUAUCUGUAAAUCUGUGCUUUGAUGUUAUGUGGAUAUAAGCAACAAUAACUACUGUUUAUGUCUCUUCUGUGUAAUUUAGCACAUUUCAUUAUUAUUACUAAUUACUUUGUUGUAAUUAACCUUCUUUGAUACAUUGCUGAAAUUACAGAAGGCUUUAGUAAAGUGCAUCACUAUAUAUUAAAACUGUCUUUUUGUCUGACUCAUAUAACCUACUGGCAAAGCUACAGUAUCUAAUGUGUAUACUAUGAUGUUUACUAGGUAUAUACAUGUUGUCAUUAGGGUUGUAUGCUUUCUUUAACUUAAUGUUUAUUGCUCCACUAUUAAUGUUUUAAAGGAACACUCUAAACGCAUAAAGCACUUUAGUUUGCUGAAGUGCGUUAUGUGUGAAGAGUGUGUCCUCUUGUUUUUAUUUUACAAAAAGUACAGAUUUCAAAAGAAAUUAACCCUGUUACACCCUUCGAUGUCAAUCAGACAACUGGUCCUGUUACUUCUGGGUAGCUUCCAUACGUGCCAAGUGUAUCUAGUUAAGAGGGACAGUCCUGAUUUUUGGUCAAAAUGCCUCUGUCCAUUUCUAUCCUAAUGUCCCACUUUUGUAAAAGCUCCAUAUUAAUCAUGUGUCUGAAUGUAUAGCAUUGCCCUGUAGCAAUAAUACUCACAGCAACAAUAAAUAUGUUUAGAAAUCAGUCUGUAUAAAUCAAAUACAUUGUUCUUGUUUUAAAUUAUAUCUUAUCUGUCUAAAAUUGUUAUUGGUAAUGUCUCAGAAUGGCCACACACCCACUCACACACCUAAAAUGAACAUGUCCCUGUUUGUCAAUUAAAAUGUUGGGCAGUGUGGUAUGGUUUAGCUAAAUAGAGCUACAUCCAGAGGCAGGACGUUGCCCAGAGCUUCUCCCUUGCAAAGUCUUCUCUUCAAGAUCUCUCAUGUAGAGGAAGAGUGUGCCAGGAUCUACAGGAGUGAAUAUCUGGAUUUCAUGGAAUUAACAGGAAAC
Messenger RNA from Pelobates cultripes (western spadefoot toad), 66108 nucleotides. NCBI's taxonomy places the organism in Eukaryota, Metazoa, Chordata, Amphibia, Anura, Pelobatidae. The record is from the annotation of a GenBank genome assembly.